Podarcis lilfordi (Lilford's wall lizard) is the source of this 87846-nucleotide messenger RNA. NCBI's taxonomy places the organism in Eukaryota, Metazoa, Chordata, Lepidosauria, Squamata, Lacertidae. The record is from the annotation of a GenBank genome assembly.
GACUUCCGAAGCCGGAGAGGACAGCGCAGCGCGCCCGGCUCCAGGCUCGCCAGCCCUGCCGCUCGUCGCGCAACGCAGCGGGCUGCCCUCGCUGCCCUCCCCGCCUGCGAGAGGCGCUUAUGUAAAAGGACCAGAGGCAAUUAAAGAGCAGGGCGGGCAGCUCCGAGGACGCCGAAGAGGUUGGGUGCCGCCGCCAAGCCAGAGGCUGCUUUGCGCGCGCCGCCGCCGCCGCCGCCGCCACAGCUCGGAAGCUCCUCGCCAGGGAGCUGAGGAGAAAGCUCUCCCCGGGGCGGCCGUAUGUGCGAAGUCGGGACGCGCCCUCCGCUCCCCGCCGGCGACCGAGGCGGCGGAGAGACUCCCCCGGCCAGCGCGCUGUCGCCGCCGGGCUGCGUGGCCGGCGACAAGUGCCGAGAGAUGGGGUGAGUCCGGGCGCCAGCGACGGGGUGUGGGGGGCGACACUUUCCCGCCUCGAAACUCGCGCCUUUUUGGAGGGCGCGCGCGCGCGGGGGGUUUGCUCCUUGUGAGGAAGGGGCCUGGGGGGCGGGGGGCGCCUCGCGGAGGAGGCGCUCGAACUUCGGCGCGGCUCUCCGGCUCCGCCUGGCCACUUUCUCUCGGCGCGCCCUGGGCUCCUUUCCCUUUCAGAUAGGAGUCCUGCUGGCUGCGCUCGACGGGAUCGAGCCGUGCAGAGCCCCUGUCCACCCUUCCCACUAUGCGAGACUUAAGCCUCCUGGAAAACGGUGGGGGUUACUUCUGUGUAAAUAGGUCCAGGUUCUGGCUUGAAUGCUUCUAGAUCUCCUGCGCCUUUCGCAGAGGAUGUCCAGCCUUGGUCCCUGUAGGAUUUUCUGCCUGGCUGCCGUGUCAGAAGUAAAAGUCUCAUCGACUUCAGCAGGGCUUGCAUCCAGGGGUGUGUGCUUUAAGAUCGCCACUUAGCUUUGGGAGGGCUAAAAAGGAAGCCGGCGCCUUGCUUAAAAGGGGAGGGAUGGAAGGGUCGUGUGACUCAAGAGCUGGACUAUAUUUAAAUAAAAAAUAAUCUCAGAUUCAGAUCAUCUGGUUGUGUCAGGGUCAAGCCAAGCAGGGGCUGACUGUCAGCCUUAGGCUGAUCUUGGCUGUUCAUAAGAGCAAUAUUUUGAAAGCUAUUGAAAUCUGCUAGGCAUUUUGCAGUGAUAGAAAUCUAGAGACAAGCCCUGCCCGCAGGGUUGCGAACAGGAAGGGAACAGGUCCAGACAGUACAUUGACUUGGCAAGACUGGUGCAGGUGGCAGCUUUACAACCCCGCCCCUCAAUUGUUACCUCAUUUUUGCAACAUAUUUCCCACACCUUCCAAUCUAAUACUACAACACUAAAGGUGAAAUAUUAUACUCGCUUACCUUCAGGUAAAGCCUGUUUCACUCAUUGAGUCCAUGUGCUCUAAGGCGCCAAUUCUUUGCACGUAUACCUGGAAUAAAUUUCGCUGAAUGCAAUUGGAGUUACUUCUGAAUAAACCUGCAUGGAAUUGGGUUAUGGGGACAGGAACUGGCAGGUAUGGUCAGGAAUGGCUCCCAAAAAGCUGCACUGUGCAAUCCAGGAGAUGCACCUCCCAGAAUCUCUGGCACCAUUGCAAAGAUGCUGCUGAAAGUGUGCAAUGGUGUGUCAGCCAAGGAAUGCAAUUCCAGACAUCAUGAAGAAGGGCCAUAGUUCAGUGGUAGACUAUGUGUUUUGCAUGCAGAAGAUCCCAGGUUCAGUCCCUGGUAUCUCCAGGGAGGGCGCAGAAUGUCUUCUGCCUCAGUUUCUGGAGAGCUGUUGCCAGUCAAUAUAGACCAGUAAGUAUUCUUCAACUUUUUCAGCCUCAGGACCCACCUUUAAUCAAACAUGGAUUUGGGUACCCAUUUCUUAAACUUUCCCCUCCCCAUAUAUUUGCUGCUGUGAUGCACCUUGAAUCAGACUGUGACCUAGUAGUGGUUCCCAGCCCACCAGUUGUAGACCAGUGGUGUAGCCUAUGGGUAGGCAAACUAAGGCCCGUGGGCCAGAUCUGGCCCAAUCUCCUCCUAAAUUCGGCCCACGGGCGGUCCAGGAAUCAGCGUGUUUUUAUAUGAGUAUAAUGUGUCCUUUUAUUUAAAAUGCAUCUCUGGGUUAUUUGUGGGGCAUAGGAAUUCGUUCAUUCUUUUUUUCAAAAUAUAGUCAGGCCCCCCACAAGGUCUGAGGGACAGUGGACCGGCCCCCUGCUGGAAACGUUUGCUGACCCUGGUGUAGCCAAUACCAAGCUAGAUGGGUCUGACUGGUAAAAGGCAUCUGACUGCACGCUAGUGUUCUCCAUGAUGUGGCAAAGAGUCCCAAGGGCUCUCAUAUUGCAUGCUGCUUCAUGUCUGCCCCUAAAAAUAAAAAUAUUGCUGUCCAAAGCAAGUGCUUGAGAUGUUUCUCUAGGGUAAAGUGUAGCUUGCAUAUGAGUUUUACAAAAGUUAGGCGCUCACAAAACACUUCUUUCAGUCUGCUUGUAAUCGCACAGCUGAUGGGAUUGUAUGGAUGGCUUGGAGGCUGAGUGGAACACCCUUCCCAUUUUACAGAUUUCCUGCUGGUUACCAGGAUGUGACUUUUGCUCACUAUGGGCAGCCAGGAGAGUUGCCUUUUGCAAGUUCUAUAGUGUGCAUACUGUUUUGUUGGGAUGUGUGUACUUGAUGCAAUUUGACUGGCAACUUUCAACAUCUGUUUUGAUUGCCACCAGUCUGACUUGCACUCUGAUCAUUUACCUGCAACUCUCAUUUACCUGCAAAUGAGCACCGCGGACUUCCAUUGAGUUUUCCUUCAAGUGAGCAUGCUGAGGAUGAAUACUUUACAUGGUCACAUUUUCGCUUGUUGCAUUCCAGUAUUGGGGAGUGAGAUGUAUUGUGACUGGGGCAAUAAGACAAACAGCAGUCAAGCUUUUGCCCCUCCCCUCCCAAAUCUGAACAUGUGCCAUUUGGGUUAUAGGUCAGGUCACCAACUCCUCAACAAGCUGCUGUAGUUGUGCCUUUAAAAGAAGACUUUGGCAAUUGAAGCUUUCUAAGGCACAAACAUUUGCCAUGUUCAGACUUCCUUGAAAGUGGGUGUAAUCCGCUGCUGGAGGAUACAGGCUGUGUGUUGCUCUGCACAAAUGUAUUAUUAAGGCAUGGGGGUGAGGCUGGGCCAAUGUAGAUUGUACUGGUUUAAGAACUACAGAACAGGUUAGAUCGCCCGCUAAUGAGUGUUGACCAAGUCGCUGUUAAAGCAUAGCUGCAGGGGCUGGUUCAGGAGUUGGCCACCAUAACAGUGAUCUGCCCAGAACUACCCAGUGAGUUAUUUAUAUUACUGUACGGUAAAUAAUUUGUGGCUUGCAGACCAUGUGAUGGGAGGGAGUUGCCUGGUUUAAGGCAUACAGCAUAGUACAAUAUCCCCAACAGGUAGAGUUACCAGUGUGUUUACUGGCUCUGGAUUCUGCACCUUUGACUGCUCCCUGACACUUGUUAAUGCUUAUCUGCCUGUCGUAAAAAGUUUUACUGCUGGAUUUCUGCAGACUUAGCAGCUUCUAAAGGUAUAGGAAGUCCCAAGAGGUUGCCUUGGUGCAUUUACAACCCCAAGUGCUUUUUUGGGGAGAUGCGCUUUUCAGGUGAAUAUUGGCAAUAGUGAAUUUAGGCCAGUAAAACCACUUUCCCUGGGCACAGCCUGGAUAGGAACUGGCACCAAAAUUCCUGAAACGUGCAGUAACAGCGGCAAGAAUAUUAUUGGCCCAAAAAUGGAAACAGGAACAACCACCAACAUUGGAGGAAUGGAGAAUGAAGCUGAUGGACUAUGCAGAACUUGACAAAUUAACAGGGAAGAUUAGAUAUCUACGAGAUCAAAAGUUUAUCGAAGACUGGGGAAAGUUUGUAGAUUAUCUGGAAUGUAUAAGCGAUGAGAGAAUAACGCUAGUAGCAUUUCAAGAAGCUCUGUAAAAGUUUGAGAAAUAUUGUAAAAAAGAAAAAUAAAUUGGGAAGGAUAUGUUAAAAGGCAAUAGCAAAUUUAGGAAAUGUGAAAGUAAAAAUGUUAAAAAUGGAUGAUUGUCAGAGAAGCUGAAGGAAGUCCAAAAGCGAAAAUUUGUGAAAGUUUUGAUAUGGUGUUAUAUGUAUUUUUUGAUGGAAAACUAAUAAAAAUAUUAUUUAAAAAAACAAAAUUCCUGAAACGUAUUGACACGUAGUAAAAUCAUGUAACAUUUUGUUUUCCACCUGAAAUAAUUACUCAUGUUUCCAGGUUUCCAAAAAAGCCAGGCAUUUGAUUGAUCAGAGGUGAGGGUGCAGGCAGAGUAGUAUUGUAGCAUCUUCAUAGUCUCAGCAAUUUCAGCCUGACUCAGUGCAGCACAUUCAAUAGCUGAAGGAGUUGGAAGAGUUAACUGAAAGCAUGGGUGACUUAAGAUUUCAGCAGUGGUACCUUUUAAAUGUCCACCACUGUUGUUGCUAAUAAUAAUUUUAAAAAGCAUUCCUUCAAAAAGCUGAGCAUGGUGUACAUAGCCUCCCCUCAUUUUAUAUCAGCCUCAUUUUAUCCUCUCAUCAGCCCUGUGAGGUAGGUUAGACAAAGAAAUUUUCCCCAUUUUACUCUGCUAUUCUAACCACUAACAUCACAGUAGCUCUUUCUGCAGAGUGCUCAGUUGCUUACCAUAGUGAUUAGGCCAGGAGUAAUUUGUGCUAUAAUUGCUUUAGCUAUGUAUGUUUAAACUUGGAUACAUUUUGUGGGGGAACAGAAGUGGGUGUUUUCCUUAGGCACUGGUGGACUAGUUCGAACUUUGAAUUGAAGGACAAAAGUCAAGGACAAUAGGCAGUGCAAGUCUGGCAGCUGAGAGAUUUCCAAAUUCUCCCUGAUAAAGAGGAAAUAAUGGCCGCUAUCUGCCUUUGACGGGGAGUUAUGUAAAGGAAGGUGUGAAGUGAGUGACCAAGUUAGAAGGCCACAGCUUCAUUUAAAAUUAUUUUUAAAAUCAGCUUCAUACAUAAAAUGUCUGCCAAAAGAGAAAAUUAGCAUGUUGUCAUUUAUCUAGGAAAUAGGAAUAACUCUUCCAUAGUUUCCUUUGUGUGACUACUUAAUGCCAAGAAUUCUGCAACCUGUAUAGGUGAUGCAAAUUGGGGUAUGUUACACAGUGCUUUUUAUUCUUUUAAAAAUAAAUAAAAAUAUUUGUCUCAUUUUACUUCUUGUUCUAGUUUGAAGUGGGGCAAGGAGCAAUACGGUAUAGUGGUACCUCAGUUUAAGAACAGCCCUGUUUAUGAACUAUUCGGUUUAAGAACUCUGCAAAACUGGAAGCAGUGUUUUGGUUUGUGAACUUUACUUCGAAGCCGAAUGCUGGAAGGGCACCGGCAGCAGGAGGCCUUAUUAGGGAAAGCGCACCUCGGUUUAAGAACGGAUUUGGUUUAAGAACGGACUUCCGGAACGGAUUAAGUUCAUAAACCGAGGUACCACUGUAUGUUGAAACUCUACCCCAACCACUGGAAACCUUUCUGACUGCUGAGAUCUGAGCCGGUGUUGCCCACAAACCUUUAAACACAUUUUCAUAGUCAUAAGGACUAGCAGCUUGAUUUCCCACCCCCAAAAGGAAUUCCCAGAUUCUUAGGACUCUGUUUCUACACUCAGCACUAGCUUCUGAGCUUUCUCAACAUUCCUGCAGGAUUCUAGCAUGUAUGAUGUCUAGCUUACUGCUCUAAUAGGAAGCUGUCUCACACCCUAUUAGAUUUAUUUGGCUGUCUAGCCCAGAACUGUCUCUUCUGAUGGGUCUCAGGAAGAUUUCCCCCCCAUCAGCUGCUACUUGAUUCUCCCUGUCAUCUUUGUUUCAAUGGAUAACAGCUGGUUCUAGAGAGCCACCAUCAGCCACAUAAGAGAGUACCAGACAAGGUGGACAAAUAAUCAGUUCCUGGGAUAAGGCCGCUUCCUGUGUUCCAAACUGGAGAUGCCAGGGAUUGAAUCUUAGACUUUCUGCAUGCAAACCAUAUGCUCUCCUGCUGAGCUAUGUUCCCUACAAAAAGGGGGGAAAAGACUUGCCAUUUCCAGUGCCUGUAAGGGUUCUUCAGUGUAUCCUUAAGACUUCAAUUAUCAGUGUACCAAAUAUUUCUUUGAAGAGUAGUCUUGAAUUCUCUAAGGUACACUGACCAGUUUCUUCAGGUUACUCCUGUUAAUUCAGUACAAUUGUUUUAGAGUACCUAAUCUUAAGGUUGUAGCCUGAGGUGCCUUGGGCCAUUAACUUAUUGCAUAUUCCAAAGGGAAUGUUAGGAACCUCUUUAACUUUCUCGGUGGUAAGCAUGUGAAGGAAAAGUAGCUUUUGACAUGCACAAGCUUUUAAGACUUGGGUUCUUGCUAAGCAAAACGCCUCCCAUGACAUUGAUAUUAAGCUGAAUGAAUGUCAUUUUAGCUGAAUGAAUGUCAUUUUGCACAAGGUGGGCAGGCAGGCAGCCUUUAAAAGUAAAAUGUUUGACUUCAUUAGCCCAUUUUAUGGGUUGAAUUACUAAAACCUAUUUGACAAAAGUGUAAAUGUGAAAUGUCACGAGGUGACAAACCCUUCAAGUAUUUAACGUGAUGUCAGAGCUAGGGAUUUAUUUUCAACUUCUUUAUAUUUUCAUCAGAGAAAUUGCGUUGAUUUUUGUAUUUCGGCUGUUUUAUAUGAAUACUGUCUGCUUGCAUAAGCAACUAGAUUUAGGCUUUGCAUCUCUCCUAGUAUUUUUAGCUUGAGUUUCUUAGAAGUGUUAGGAACCUAAAAUCUCGCUUACUUGGAAGCAAGUUCCACUUAAAUCAGUAAACCUGCUUCCAAAUAAGUGUAUUGGAGAUGGAUAUGCUGUUUAAUCUUUAGUAGCUUGUUGACUGUGGACAUUGCUGUACAUUUUGGGAGCAAACACCAGUGCAAUGUGGUUCAUUAGGGUGACCAGAAGACUUGCCCACCAACCUCAGGCAGCUCCCACCUGCCUGCCUUCUUACUUAAAACCAGUCCAGGAACUGCUGCUACCUAUCAGUUUCCCCAGCCUUAGUCUAAGUAUUGCCUUUGUAGGACUCAACAGGGAGGAGGAUGGGAACAAUGCUAGAAUUAGUUGGCACAGAAAGCACUCGCCGCCACUGAUGGGCAUCAAAGGUGUUUUUUUAAGCAUACAUCUAAAAGCGGAAAGGCUCUGAACAUGACCAAGAACUACGUAAGCACAGGAAGACGCAUCAGAGAGGUGGAAUUGGCUGGGACUCCCUGUGGAGUGAAUAUUUAGGAAACCUAGGUUAGCUGCUGACACAACACUAAGCAGUGUGGUGUAGUGGUUAAGAGCGGUAGACUCGUAAUCUGGUGAACCGGGUUCGCGUCUCUGCUCCUCCACAUGCAGCUGCUGGGUGACCUUGGGCUAGUCACACUUCUCUGAAGCCUCUCAGCCCCACUCACCUCACAGAGUGUUUGUUGUGGGGGAGGAAGGGAAAGGAGAAUGUGAGCCGCUUUGAGACUCUUUCGGGUAGUGAUAAAGCGGGAUAUCAGAUCCAAACUCUUCUUCUAAGUGUGAAAAUAGAAACAAGCAGAAAGACACCUACUGACCCCAGCUACCCGUCCUCCUUGCCACCUUGUUUUCAGUCUGCGAAACUGGGUAGUGAAUGGGUACUUGACGGGCCAGAAAAGAUUUGGUGAGAUAUCUCAGGCCACAGCUCAUCCUGUAGCGUUCUUGGGCAGCUGUUUUCACCCUAGUACAGCUGAUGCCCUUGACCCACAGUUUUAAUUCCUGCAAUGCCCCAUACAGUGUUGCUCCAGAGCCCAGGCACUGCUUCCCCCCCUAGAAAAAUAGGUGCUGGUACUCACCAUGGAGUUGUUACAGCAAGUCCCACACUUUUUAACAAAAAAGAAGAGGAGGUGUCAGUACUGUGUACCCCCUGGAAAAAAAAAGCAGUGACACCAGGGAAUUUUGGGAAAUUAAGGCAGUGGUUUUGUUGGAGUGCUGUUGCUGCUGCCUGCCGUGGCAGCCUCUAGGUAAAUCAGACAUGCCUCACAGACCAAGAGCCAUGGCUCAGUUGUAGAGUAUCUGCUUUGUAUGCAGAAGGUCUCAGGUUCGAUUCCCCACAUCUCCUGGUAGGGCUGGGAGAACCCCCUGCCUGACCUGCUGGGGAGCCACUGCCAGUCAGUGUUGUAGACCAUACAGAGCUAGCUGGAGCAAUGGCCUGACUCUGUACAAGGUAGCUUCCUAUCUUCCUAAGAUGGCACUCUGCCCAAGUCCCCACCUCCAACCUGAAAUGCUUGGCCCUAGAAUACUGUUCAGAUAUUUUCAAAGGAAAAAUAGUGUUGCAGAUUUGGGGUACCAGGGUCUAUUAGUGAAUAGAGAUUCGUAUAGAUAAUAUGAGGGAUGUUGAAUGCAAAGUACAAGCUGCAGCAGUUCUCCUGGGUGUAGCCUAUACAAUCUAGCCUGGCUGGGCUGGUUGAAUGUAGGUCAUUAUGAAACAAUAGGCUGAGGUUACCACACUAAAGAGGAAUCUCUCAGGUCUGUGUAAAACAGAGGUUCUCAAGGUGAUGGGGAGGGGUGAGGUGACAGGAAGGAGAUUUGGGUCAGAGACUGUUUUAUGGUUGUGCGACUGGUUCAGGCGCACUGGGCACCAUGCUCUGGAGGGUAGGACUCGAACCAAUGGCUUCAAGUAGCAAGAAAGGAGAUUCUGAUUAAGCAUUCGGAAAAACUUUCUGACUGUAAGAGUUGUUCAGCGGUGGAGCAGACUUCCACAAGAGGUGGUAGACUCUCCUUCCUUGGAGGUUUUUAAACAGAGGUUGGAUGGCCAUCUGUCAUGGAUGCUUUAGUCGAGAUUCCUGCAUUACAGGGGGUUGGACUAGAGGACCCUUGGAGUCCCUUCCAACUCUUAAGAUUCUAUAAUUCAGGUUAUGGUGCUCCUGUGACUUAUCUGCUCCCCUCAUUUAGCCCUUCAGGGCAAAUAGUCAUCCUUAAAUAUUCCACCCUCCUUCUGUUCACUCACUUCUCUGUCUACUCAUGCAACUCUAAGCAUGGAAAUACACAGUUCAGAAUUUAUGAAGAUUGGGCGCAUAAAUGUUAAUUGCGUGAUGGUGCUGAAGUGGCAUAGCUCUGAACAAUUGAGCAAACAAGAUGAAUAUCAAGCAGGAACAGGAGGUGAAAGCUAUAUUGGAAGCUGGAAUAUGACUGGUAGUUACAGAGAUAAUUUUGAAGCAUUAAGGGUGUAUGGAGAAAGCUGCAUAGGAACUCCUCUAGGCAGAGACCCCACCCAAAUGCCUUAUUUAUUUAAAGCACACACCUCCCCCCCCAAUGCUUCUGGCAAAAAGAGUCCUAGGGCAGCUUAAAGGUAAAGGUAAAGGGACCCCUGACCAUUAGGUCCAGUCGUGGCCAACUCUGGGGUAGCGGCGCUCAUCUCGCUUUAUUGGCGGAGGGAGCCGGCGUACAGCUUCUGGGUCAUGUGGUCAGCAUGACUAAGCCGCUUCUGGCAAACCAGGGCACACGGAAAUGCCAUUUACCUUCCCAGCACAGCAGUACUAUUUAUCUACUUGCACUGGCGUGCUUUUGAACUGCUAGGUUGGCAGGAGCAGGGACCGAGCAACUGGAGCUCACCCCAUCAUGGGCAUUCGAACCGCCGACCUUCUGAUCGGCAAGUCCUAGGCUCUGUGGUUUAACCCGCGUCCCAUUGGGCAGCUUACCGAUUAGUAAAACGCAAAGUCAUCAAGACUGUUCCUGACCCUGGGCAUCCGUUUUUAACAGUGUUUUUGUAAGGAUCAGCUUCAAUGGAAAGGAGACCUAAAAUAAGUUGUUCUCUUAACACAGCCGGUGCAGUAACCCUGCUUUCCAUCUCUCCCUAUGUAGCAUCCUGAUGGAAUGGCUGAUGGCUAGGUCACAAUUGAGGAAGAGCCAAAAGCCAGCUGAUCUUUAAGCAGGGCCGAUGGAGUGGUCCUGAGCCCCUUCUCUCUCCCUCUUCUGCUGCAAACUGUUUUAUAAAAACUUUAUUUCCCAACUGCUUUUGCAAGUCACAUUGUUUUCAGAAAUGGGUGAGAAACGCAAACCCAAAACCACCUUGGGCAUCUUGAACUGUCUGCCUGGCUCUUUGAAUCCGCAGAUGGAUUUAGAUGUCUUCAAAAGAAUAGGGAAUUACUUCACUGGGUUGUUGAUGCUGGACAAACAAGAGGCCUUCACCCUUAACCACUUGAUAAGUCAAAGCUUUAACAAUUUGGGACUGGUUUACCUGUGAUGCUCCCUUGCCCCUUAUAUGCCCACUGGAGUGCUUUGAUCUGCGGAACUGGAAGUGCUACAGGUGCCACGUAAUACUUAUUCUGUAUUUAUAAGAAAUUGAUCUAGUGUGGUAACACCCAUUACUUUGGAACUCACUACCUAGUGACAUAAAGCAGGCAUCCCCAUUGUACACUUUUCUUACACCUGCUAAAAGCAUGUUUGUUUAAACAAGCCUAGAAUGUUGACAUAUGCUUCAAUAUGCUUUUAGCUUAUCGUUGAUUUUAAUUAUUCUUUUGAGUGUUUAAAAUAGCUGUUUUUACUGAUAUGGUACUGUUCCCCCCACCCCAGUAAACCACUUUGAGGUUUGGUUUGUUACAAUCAAGCAGUAUGUAAAUUUUAUGAAAUACAAAUAAAUAAAUAAAUAAAUAAAUAAAUAGGGACAUAAACUGCCACCUAGCUGGUCCAUACUGACUGGCGGCAGCUCUCCAGGGUUUCAAGUAAGCGACUUUCUGGAGAUGUCAGGGAUUUAACACAGUACCUUCUGCCCUGCAGCUAAUAAUAUACGGUAGGAACAUCAGAAAUUGCUUUAUAUUGAGUCAGACACUUGGUCUAUAUAGCUCAAUAUUGUCUGCUCUGACUAGCAGUGUCUCUCCAGGAUUUCAGACGAGCCUUUCCAAACUUUACCUGGAGAUGCCAGGGAUUUUUCCUAGGGGCGUCCCCCCACCUGUGCAUUGUAAAGGGCCCGGAGGGAGGGAAUUGUACACAUUUUAAUCUUUGGCUGCAAAGAAAGGUGGAUGGACUUGGAAGCCUGUUGUUUAGCAUUCCAGAGGUAUAAUGGGCUUUGUUCAUUUCUAUCUUGGACGGGGAAGAAAAGAAACUACUUCUGCCAAAGUUAACAGCGGGACAUGUAGCAGCUAGAGGAGGCUUUCCUUUCUUUUGCAAUGCUUUGUUGUAGUGCACAGUGUUUUAUGCCUUAAUCUUCUUGUUGAUAUUUGAAGCAAGUGUAUAAGUUAAGACGUUUUUAAGACAUGUUGUUUUUGAUUUUAAGUGUUUUAUGUGUUCACUGUGUCUGCAAACUAAAUGCUAACUUAAUUUGCAUUGGAUGUAAAACUGCCAUUGGCAUCACCAGGAGCCCUUCUCUCAGUGAAAAUGGCAGUAUGUAUUAAAUACUUAUAUCCUUCAAGGAGCUCAGAGUGGCAUGCAUAGCUCUUUCCCUCCCUAUUUUAUUUUCACAACAACCCUAAGAGGUAGGUUAGGCUGAGAGACAACGUCUGGACCAGGGUCUCCCAGUGAGCUUCAUGGCUGAGUCAGGAUUUGAACCCUGGCCUCCCUGGUCAUAGUCCAACACUCUGAGCACUCCAGUUUUCAUUGGGACCUGUUAAGGUCCCAAUCCUACUUGAAUCCCCAACUUCAACUAAUAGCACCCCACUUACAAAUGUGCACAUUAAAUACAAUAAUGCAUUUAACCUUGCAUUUUGUUUGACGCUAAUAAGGGGUGUCUAGUGGAUAGUCUCAAAACUACAAUUGCCAGGGGUUAUUUAGGGGAACCAUCCACAACUUAGUUAACCCAGCUUCAAAGUGGUUUAAAAUGUGUAGUGUAGAAAAUGCACUAGGGGGUGAAACACCUUUGUUUGCAGUUCCAGGCCCCUGGUUCAAGGAUGGGGAACCUCUGGGCCACUAGCUUCUCAUUGGACUCCAACUCCCAUGAGCCCCAGCCAGCAUGGCUUAUGGUCCAGCAACAUAUGGAUGGCCACACAUCCCUGCCUUGGCUGAAAGUCACACAGAGCUUGUGGGAUGUAUGCGGCUUGUUUGAGUGACAACAUUUGCACAUGUGGCUUAGAGACAAUAACAGCUAAUGCGCCAGCUUCUUGUGAUUUGCACCUCUUUCUCUGCCCCUACAUUUAAAAGGACUUUUAGAAGAUCACUGCAAUAUCUGAACCUUGAAAGGGUGAUUAUUUUGCGAAUGUUUAGAAGCAGCUGCUGUAAUGAUGGCUGCAGCACAGAAGGAGUUUGCUGGAUGUGCAGAUUUGUGUGGGCUGGUUCAGUUCUGGAAGGUUUCUAUAAAAGUUGAUUGUCUAUUUUUUCCUCAUCCCACCCUGUGUACUACUAGCUAUGUUUAUGUACAUUGUUCCCCCCCUCUCUCUCCCCCCCUCUCUAAAUACCGCAAGCCAACUUCCCUUAAAUAGCAUCUUGGAAUUUGCUUGGUUGUGGUUGUGUUUGGGGUGUUGGAGGUGGGGGAACCUUAUAAUUUGCAUCUCUCAAGUAGUUGAAUGCUACUGCCCUAAAACAGUCAAGAAGGCUGUGAUUAAAUUUCCAAAUGUGGCAAGGGCAAGAGGCAGUGGCCCGCCGCUAGGGACAGGAAGCUUUUAGCUCUGGAGGGUUUGCGGGUGGGUGGGGUGGAAAUUCUUAACGCGCAAAGAAAACCAGGAAGGAGGCCAUUAAUGCCAAGGAGGAGGGUCACUGAAGCUCUGUAGCAUCUUGUUCAGAACUUGUUAGAUUGAGCCAUCAGUGGUAAUGCUGGAUAAUGGUGUGCUUUGAUGCUGUGUGCAGGAUGGGGGGGGGUAUAGAAUUGGAUGAGAGAAUAGCAUUUUUCCUCCUGUGACUAGGGCUAAAUCUGCACCAUACAUUGAAAGCACUAUGAUGCCACUUUAAACAGCCCCCUGAAAGAACCAUGCGGACAGUAGUUUGUAAAGGGUGCUGAGAAUUGUUAGGAGACCCCUGUUCCCCUCACAGAGCUGCAGUGCUCCCAGUGGUUUUGAAAAAAGCAAUCCCUCUGUCCAGGGAACUCUGGGAAUUGAAGCUCUGUAGGGGGGAAAUUGGCCAUCAUAGAAUUGUAGAGUUGGAAGGGGUCAUGAUGGCUAUCUAGUCCAACCCCAUGCCCAUGGUGGGGCUGAAAUCCAAGCUCCUGAGAUUAACAGUCUCAGGCUCUACUGACUGAGCUGUCCUUCAACUUAACAACUCUCAGCAUCCUCAAGAAACUCUGGUUCCCAGGGUUCUUUGGGUGAAGGCAUGACUGCCAACGUGGUAUAGUAGUGCUGUAAAUGAAUGGUGCUGAUGUGGUUUAGGAAUAAAAUCCUGUGGGUCAUAUCCAGCCUUAGUCUUUUGUGCCAUUGGAGCAUUGUUGCACUAGAGAAGGCAUAGGCAAGUUGCUGGCAACUUCUUUGCACAGUUGCAUAGCCUGUUGCACAGUGAGUUUCUGCUACUGUUCUGUUCUGUUGCAUUGGAUCUCAAAUCCAGUUAAAACUCAAAUCAAAGGAGCCCGUGUAUUAAUGGGCAGAGGAUGUUGCGCUUAGCUCAAAAUCAGCACAAAUGCCACAAUGUUCAGUAAGGGUUGCAGCAAACAACAAACGUUUUAUAGGUCUGCUUAAGGGUUUCCAAUGAAAGGGUUAUAUGGGGCCACUAUAGAGAAGGCCUGGCUUUGUGUACCUUCAAUGUAUUGCUGCAUCCCACCUCAAUUUCCAAGUGGUGCAAGAUUACAAGGGUUCCAGGUGCUUACCCAGGGUUUGUGUUUCCUUUUGGAAAUGUGGCACAGCAGAGACUGUGGUGUCUUUAAGAUAUAUGGUUUAUUUACACAUAUAUACAUCCUGAGCCUACAUUGGAGGGGUUCACAGCAUCAACACCCUAAACGGGUCUUGUUUCUCCCAUAGCUGCAGCCUUGGAUUCAAACACACACCAAGCAUUGUACUCUCUCUCUUCAGCUUGUUGCUUUACUUCUAGUUCAUACAAUGGUACCAAAACUCUGCUCUCAGACUUUGGCUUUGUCCUUCCAACUAUCUCAGAGUUGGAAGAAGAGGCUCUACCCAUUUUCUGUCUGGCACAGAGCCCCCUUUGUUCUCUUAAUGGCCCUUCACCCAGGUGAUGACCUCAAGAGAAAGCUAGCCUGUCUUAUAUUUUAACACUUGCUGGAUCCAGAGUUCAGGAAGCUAUCCUGGCUUGAUUAGCUGUUAACAUUUGCUGAAUCCAGGGAUCAGAAGACUUGAUUAGAUUUUAGCACUUGUAAGAUCCAGGGAUGGUGGGGGAUGGCACCCACAAACUCAUAACAGUAUGUAAAGUGCUUUGAACACUGUAAAGGACAGGUAGCCAAUGUAGAUUUGGUUGGAUUACAACUCCCAUCUCUCCUGACCAUUGGCUAUCUUGGCUGGUUCUAUGAGACUUGGAAGCCAGCAACAUCAGGAAAGCACCACGUUGGUUACUCCUGCUCUCUAAAGCAUUAUAUAAGUGUAAACUUCAGGAGAGAACAACCAAAAUGAUCAUUGGAAUGGAAAGGGUGCAAUGUUUGGGUUUAGAGAAAAGGCAAGCAAGAGGCAACUUGACAUGCAUGGUAUGGAGAAUGUGGUUAGAGAGGAAGUUUUUCUCCUUUUCUCUUAACACUGGAACUCCAAUGAAGGACUUCUAAUGAAACUGAAUGUUGGAAGAAUCAGGAGAGACAAGAUAAAAUACGCCUUAAGACAGUGCUUAGUUAAAUUGUGGAAUUCAUUCUCCUGAGGGGCAGUGGUGGCCACCAACUUGGGUGGCUUUAAAAGAGGGAUUAGACAGCUUCGUGGAGAAUAAGAUUACAGUCAUACGUCGGGUUGAAGUUGCUUCUGGUUGAGCGCUUCCGGGUUGUGCUCCGCAGCGACCCAGAAGUAACAGAAUGCGUUACUUCCGUGUUUCGCCACUUGUGCAAAAUGACAGUCAAAAUGACAUCACAUGCAUGCGCGGAAGCAGCGAAUCGUGACCCGCGCAUGCACGGACGUGGGUUGCAUUCGCUUCAGGAUGCGAAUGGGGCUCUAGAACGGAUCCCGUUCAUAUCCAGAGGUACCACUGUAUCUGUGGCUACUAAUUCUGACUGAUCUGUUCUCCCUCCACUGUCAGAGGCAGUAUGCUUCUGAAUACCAGUUGCUGGAAGCUGUAGGCGAGGAGAGUGCUGUGAUGUUCAGUUCCUCCUUGAAGGCUUCCCACAGGAAUCUGGUUGGCUAUGGUGAGAACAGUAUGCUGGACUUGAUGGGCCAUUGGCAUGAUUCAGCAGACUCUUCUUAUAUCCUUAUGGCGUAUUUGUGGUCUAUGACGAUUGACAGAGCGCUAUAAAAUAUCCCCACCACUAUUUUUGGAACAAUCGGAAAUCCCUAGCUAGAAAUUGAAGCACUUCUGUUUUCUGCAGCAAAGUAGUUCUUCAUCUACCUGUAGAUGGAAAAGGCCUUUGUAAACUGAAAAGGAAGCAACAAUUUGUGAGUAAUACAUCAAACAAGUUUAAGUUGAGUACAAGCGGUGAUUCUUGCCAUGGACAAUACCAGCCUUGUUGAAACUCUUAGAUGUGCCAAAAUGCUUCAGGCCUGGUUCUGGAAGAGAGAAGGCACUUCAAGUUAUUGUUCUUAAGAAUCUAAUUUCAGAGGUUUAUAUAAGAGAUAUUACCGGAUCACAUCACUGAUUGCAUGCAUGACUCAGAGGGGAUUGCCACGCAGUAUUGUGUAGGUGAAAAAAAACUGUCAGGGAUUUGUGGGAAACGUCUUGCUUAAAAAUAGUGAGCGGAGAGAUGCUGUGCUACAUAUCCUUGUAAAUUAGUUCACAAAAAUCACUAGCCCAUAACAUCUUUGUCUGCCUACCAGUACCUGUGUUAGGUAAUUGUGGCACAUCAAUACUGUGAGAAGGAAGAAUGACUCUUCCUAAUUUCCCAGAAGCUACUCAUUACCAGCGAGUACCAAGAAUGUGAUUAUGAGUCUGAUGUUACAAACAAGAAGACACUUGUUCAGCAGAGAGACUGGUAUUCCAUCACAAAACUACAACGAACAGGGAUAAAUGGAUUUGACUUGCUUAACAUGAAAAUAAUAUGUGUAGGUUUCCCAAGUCACCUUCCUUCUCUCUGAUUCUUGAGCAAAUGUAUUGAGUGGGUCCAGACAUCACAGUAAACCAAGUCUUGUGCUAACACACUCCCCACAAUUCUCCCUUGUCUGUUGCAGCCAUGAGGAGGAGAAGCUUUCAUCUCUGUUUUGAUUGACUCCUGUUUAGUGAUAUGUCUGAACCCUAAACUGUGAUUACUCUUUAUGGUGUGCUGAAAUAAGACAGCUUCACCUGCUUUGAAGUGGGCCUAUUUCCAAUGAGCUGCAGUUAACGUUAACCACAGUUUGUUGAGUUUGGACAAAAUGACAAGCUGAGGUUAAAGGAAAACAGAAGUGAAAGCUUCCACAUCUCCUCCUUGCAGCCAUACCAGGGGAGGAAAGUGGGAGAGGGGAGCACGAAGCACAGGAGGCUGAGACUUGAUGUGACUCAUUCCUGCCAUGAUAAAUCAUGGCUUAACAUAAAGUCCAAACUGGCUGUAUGUCAGCUUGAGUAAGAGCACAAAAACGGAAAGGGAGCUGUAAGCAAAAUAUAACAUAAUUAAACCUCCUUAGGAUCUUGGCACCCUCUUUUUCUUGCACCUAGGUUGUAAUCUUAUACAUGUUUGCUGCUUGCAAGUUAGUUCCAUUGAACAAAGCAGUUAAUGGCUUGGGACCAGGGGACAGUCUGAUAAACUGCCUGCUGCUACAUUAACCUGCAAGGUUGUAAAAAUUAGUCUUGGAGGCUCUCCAUCUCCCUGCCAUUCGAAGUAAGGCAGGUGAGGGGUGAAGAUCAGACACGGAAGAAUCUUUUUCAGUUGUGGAAUUCUCUUCCCAGAGAGGAUUGCCUGGUGCCAAUUUGUCUAGGCUCAAAGCUGAAUUGGUUGCCGUUCCUGGUAUUUUUAUGUUUUUCUUUGUAAGCUGCUUUGAGGGCUGUGGCUGAAGAGCAACUAAUGUUUUGAGUAAAAGAAAUACACGGAUGCCACUAUAUGUACCUGAUGCGGGGGACUGCAAAUGUGGCCCUCCAUUCCUUUCUGUCUGGCCCUUGGGACCCUCUGCAGUCAUCAGCCCUGCUCUCAAGGCCACACCACCACACCCCCCGCAAGAGCUUUUGCCUGACUGGAAUGUGUCUUGUGAUCCUGCCUCCUGCUUGCCUGGAUGAGCAUGUUACUGCAAUGCACAGUCCACUCAGGAAAAAGCUCCUGAGGCGGUUGUAGAGAUGCAUACCUGUGGUAUCAGCAUAUUUCUUUUAUUUAGAAUGCACCUGGAAAAAGAAGAGCCGGUGGCCAAUCUAGUCUGGCAUCCUGUUCUCACAGUGGCCAACCAGAUGCUGUAGGAAACCUGAAAGGAAGACCCGAGGGCAGGAGCAUUCUCGUCUCCUGUGCUUUCCAGCAAGUACAUUCAGAAGCAUUGUUGUCUCUGAUCAUGGAAGCACAGAGCACAGGCUAGCAGCCAUUGAUAGCCUUCACCUCCAUACAUUUGUCUGGUUCGCUUUUAAAACUCUCCAAGUUGGCAGCCAUUCCAUACAUUCGACUCUGUUCUGGUUUGUGGAAGUGCCUCCUUUUGCCUGUCCUGUAUUUUCGAAGAUUCAGCGUCAUUGCAUAUCCAUGAAUUCCAGCGUUGUGAGAGAUGGAGAAAAACAUCGCUAUCCACUAGGCUCAUGAUGUAUAUACAAUGGUACCUUGGGUUAAGAACUUAAUUCAUUCUGGUGGUCUGUUCUUAACCUGAAGCUGUUCUUAACCUGAGGUACGGCUUUAGCUAAUGGGGCCUCCCGCUGCCGCCAGCACACGAUUUCUGUUCUCAUACUGAAGCAAAGUUCUUAACCCGAGGUACCAUUUCUGGGUUAGCAGAGUCUGUAACCUGAAGCGUCUGUAACCCGAGUUACCACUCUAUGUGUAAAUAAACCAUAUAUCUUAAAGACACCACAGUCUCCACUGUGCCACAUUUCCCAAAGGAAAUUUUAUUGAACCUCAAGGACUCCCUCUCUCCAUAUGAACCUACCUGAGAUCAUCUUCUGAGGCCCUUCUUCAUGUGCGUCCUCAACAAGAGGUCCAGAGGGUGGCAACACGAGAACAGGCCUUUUCCGCAGUGGCUCCCCGUUUGUGCAAUGCUCUCCCCAGGGAGGUUGAGCUAGCGCCUUCAUUAUAGACCUUUAGGCACCAGGCAAAAAUGUUCCUCAUUAACCAGGCCUUUAGGUGAUUGGCAUUCAAUACCUUUUUAAAAUGUGUUGGGGAGGUGGGGGGGCUAUUGGGUUGUUUUAUGUUUGUAUUUUGUGAUUUUAUCUUGUGAACCGCCCUGAGACCCAUGGGUAUAGAGUGGUAAGCAAAUUUAAAUAAUAAUAAACGUCUUUCACAUCACCUCCUACUUGUGUUUCCUCUAAAAAUGAAAGAGUCCCAAAUGCUGCAACCUUUCAUAGAUAGGUGUGUGUGUGUGUGUGUGUGUGUGUGUGUGUCUACCUUUUGGGUGGCUGAAAUGUAGCCUACUGUACAAAGGUAAAAGUCACAGCUACUGCUCCACCUCCACUGUUCCCACUGGCUCUGUCCAUCCCGGGAAUUGGGGUCCCCAGAAUAUUGGCCACAACGGCGUGCAACCCUCAUGCUGAAAAAAGGUUCCAGGUUCUCUGCUCCUGCAAUAUACAUUGCAAGUUUGAGAUGAUUGGGAUUGAACCUGAGACCUUCUGCAUGCAAAGCGAGUGCUCUGCUCCUGAGCUAAGUAAACCCAUGCCUAUCCUUCAUCACUAUAUUUUGUACUCUGUAAUGUUUGAGCUCUCUUCAGCAUGCAUUUGCAAUGUUGCCAGUUUGGUUCUGGGUGGAGGUGGCCAAAGCACCAUGCUCAGCUUAAGGCAUAGCUCAACAGAUAGUUCUUUGUGCCGACUGAAAGUGGCAGGAUAAUGAGCAGUUUAGCUACAUUAUAUUUUCCAUUUGGCUGUUGGAUUAGAUUCUCACGAGGAACUGAAGUAGGGCUAGAGAUGAAUACUUGUCCAAAAAGGCUGGCUGCAUGAUUUAUUCUCUCCCCUCCCUACCCCACCCCUCCGCAUGCUCUUUAAUAUCCCCAGUUAAAUUUGCCAUAACUUUCCCUGUAUUGUUGAAUGCUUAAAAUAAUUAGUGGAAGACAAUGAGGAAGUUGGAAGAAGAGGAUGAAAGGAAGGCGUCUCCCUUUAAGAGGUGGCUUUAAGCAAAGCUAAAAGUUCAUCUCAAAGAUUUGCCAGUAAUCUAGACUUAAAAAAUAAUAAUAGUCCUGAUCCUCAUGAUAUUUCCCCCCCCCCCUUGUUGUGUUGGGUCUCAGCUGUGACAAGUGCUGUAAUGUGUGAAGUAGAAUUUGUAUUAAGUGGUGUUGUAUUAAUUGUUAGCUCUGUUGAGGACCAUAAGAGGCUUCCCCUGUGAAUUACAAAUAUUCUGUUGCAUUGUUUUUGCCUACAGACACUGAAACUGCUAUUAAUGGCACUGUAGAUAGAUUUGGAGUGGAGCACAGAAUUCCAGUGCUGAAGAGAGAGACCUUGCUGUGUUCUGUUUCUCUGCCCUCUGAUAACCUCUGCAUUGUGUAUGUCAGAUGAGAGAGAGAGAGAGAGAGAAGAUACAGAUGUAUUCUGACCAAACAAGUGGGAGAUGCUUAAGGUUAAAGUGUGUUGCCCUUUUUUUCCUUGUCAGUGUAGACUUGCAUUAAAUUGACAAACGAUUUGAAACAGUAACUUCCAAGUUGUAACUGAUGUGAGGUUUGCUGCCUCCACCCAGCUUUUGUAGUCCUCAUCCGGGCCUCAAAAUAAAACUUGGCUGUAAACUAAUUUCUGCUAAGGCAUAACUUUCCUGAUCUGCUAAGCAUGGUUAGGAGAUUGGAAUUGUGUCAUGGGCUUGUCCUUCCAGCUGAACUCUUCCUCCUCUUCCAGGGCUUCCUUUAGCUAUAUGGUAGCACUACAUCUGCUAGAUUUCCUGAUAACCAAGGUGUUAUGAGAGCAACUUUAUUUUACAUCUGCUAGUCAAGGAGCAGCCGGCACUGAGACCCCACAUACUAUUAAAAUCAUUUUUAAAGCUAUUAUUAUUAUUAUUGAAGGAAACUGAAUUCCUCAUAUUCUCCCUCCCCCUUCCUUGUUGCAUGGAGUCACAGAUACACAAAAGCUUAGCUACGGUAUAGGACCCAAGCUUUAGAAAACUUAAAAUGCAGCUUUCUUUAUAAAAGAGAGAUUUCUGGAGUUCUUGCUUUAUUUCUGCUGUUCUACACACACAAAAAAAUGGUCUCCUAGACCCACUGGUGUGGUGAAGGAAAGUUCUCUGAAGGCAAUGCCUCAAAUCUGCCAGAGCUUUAGGUGAGGAUUGCCCGCUUAAUGCAGUUUUCUUUACUCAUGUUGCAUGCGGUGUGAAACCUGUUGAGUCUGCAGCAAUCUAUUCCACAUGCCACUUCAACCAGCUUUACUAAACUGCUCGGAAGAGCAUAAGAAUUCCUUUUUGCAGGGUGCACCCAAACUUAUAAAACGACAACAAAAUGGGUGUUAACAGCAUAUGUUUCCCCAUCUGGGUAAGCCUGGUGUGCUCCUGCAUUCAAAAUGCCAUGAUGACAGAUGUAUCUAUGUGCACACUGAACAUGCAUUUGCUUAGUUGCUCUUCCUCCAGGUAGAGAAUGUCUGCAUUGAUCUUUUGGAGCAGAACAUGUGUAUCACUUUGUUUGAAUGUUCAUUUCUCUUCCCGUUUGAAAAACACACACCAGAAAUCUUUUUCUUUCUUUCUUUAAGUUCAGAAGCCCCUCUGGAGUGGAAGGGGAAUUGGCUAGUUCCUUGGAUCACGUUAGAUGGGAGGUUGGGAGUCCAACAUCUGGAUGGCACCAUGUUGGCUUACAGCUGCUGUAGGGUGCAUGCCUUAACACAAUGCAGUGGUUACUGUUCUGCAGUGGGCUUGCCCCUCAAAGCUUUGUGCAUCUGGAUGCGCCUUUAGUUUUAAGGAGUGCUUGUCAUCCCAGUUGCAGGUGAAAAAUGGGAGUGCUGCAGCUUAGUCCUGAUUCAGAAGGUAUGAAUGAGUUUCUGUAGAUCAGGGUGUGGCAGCAAUUAGGGUGUGGAUAAUGACAAACUUGCUGAGGGAAGCAGAGAAAGGGUAUAAUGCAAUGCUGGACAACCUUGGGGUGCACGAUUAGUGUGUUCAGAAUGAAAAGAGCAAUUUAUCCAAACAGGUGCAUCCUGUCCUAUUCCAAGAGGGGAAAAGAUUUGAACCAAAUCUUGGAAGAAAGUUGAAUCCGGACAUAUUUCACCACCUUUCUGGUCUUGGAUUAUAGAUUGUUGUUGAUGAACUGGUAUGCGAGGAAGGCAGAUGGGGCAGUGAGAAUUGGGGGGAAAUGUAUACAGUAUAUGCAUGUUUGGACAGAGUGCAGAGUUAUUUUUAUGAGCUUUGCAAUUCUGUACAUUCUUUACGUGUGGAAGUUGCCAUGGAAAUGAAGGAUGCAUUCGUUUGACAUUUUUGGCAUUUUGUCAGGUUCUGGUGCUGCUUAUUCAAAUGAAAAAAUGUGGAUGAAGGUAGUGCAAAUUUGGCAUUUAAAAGAGAUUGUGCCUAAGCGCUUCAGUGGGAUACAAAUGUUGGUGAACGAGUUAAUCACUCGCUUAAAUUAAUAAAUAAAAUGAAAAGAAUGUGCUUAUACUAGCUCAAGCUUGGGAAAUGUUUCAUGGAUUAUUUUCAUGGAUUAUGGGACAGUUGUUUAAUUCCCAUUGAAAGAGCAGUAAAUAAGAUUGCGCUUGUGUGCAUACCAUGCUGAAGGAUGCUUCUAUCAUGGCACCUUAAAACACACUAAAAGCAGCAACCACAGUCUGCACACCAGCCUGAAGAUACUCACUGGGACCAUGUGAUGCAUGCAAAUAUAUGCAAAAAUGCUCCCACAGCUUUUUUUAAAAUAAAAAGCAACUCAGUUUCUGAGUGCAGAUAAGCAGUAGUAUGUGCAUAUACAAAUCCUUUGCCCUACAACCAGUUUUCCCACUUUAAAACCUUUCCCCUGAUCUGCUUUCCUCCUUAACAGGGCUCCUGAAGUGUGUCUGUCCUCAUAAGACCCUCAUUGUUUCAGCUGUCAAGGCAGUCAGCUCUGUGUAUUAGAAGCCUGUCCUAAAGUGGUUGCAAUUGCAGAUUUAUUGGUGUGGGUGUUGCUGUUCCUGGAAUUCAGUACCAGGGCACACUUUUUGGAUGAUGGACCACCAAAUGAGCAGGCAGCAGCUGUGCAUCCUUCCUCUGAUAAAUUCUCCAGCUGCUCCAACAGUACAGUACACAAUCAGAGCGACCCAUCACACAGUCGGCAGGAUCAAUGAUUGUGCUCCCCUCAGGCUCUGGGAUUAAUACUGAACUAGGAUUCUGGAGGAAAUGUUCUGUGCUCGGUUUGUUGAUCAGUGCUUGACAGUGUUCCAUUUACCCUAGAUUCUAACUUUUUCCAACAACAGCAGCAGUGAAAAAGAAACUCACAUGGUUUUUUGAGGGUGGUAAGUGUUAAAUUUAUUUCCAACACAGUGGAAAUAAUCACCAUAUGGUUAUGUGAUUUUUGCAAGCUGUCCAAAGACAACUAAAAUACAAUUAGUCUAUCUGUUCCAUUUGUCAAUCUAUAAGUGACACUGUUCACAUCCCUCGCAGUGCUGGUUGCUGGCAGUAUAAAAGGCUUGAUUGGCCUACCUGUCUUCUCCUAUUAGGAUCAAUAUUCAAAUGAAAUGGAACAGCCACAACAACAGAACAGAACUCAAACCUUUCAACUUUUUGUUGAAGGGUGAGAAGCUUUAUAGGCUUGGUUUAACAGUCAAUCCCUCUUUUCCCAGAGAACUCUUGGAAUUGUAGCUCUGUGAAGGGAAUAGGGGUCAACUAGCAACUUCUCAGCAUUAUUAAUAAAUUACAUUACCAAGGGUUUUCUGGGGGGAAGCUAUGAAUGCUUAAAGUGGUAUGAUACUGCUUUAAAUGUACAGUUCAGAUGGGGCCAUGGGUGGUGAAGGAUGAUGGGAGUUGUAGUCCAACCCCUGGAGGGCUAUAGGUUUCCCUUCCUUGGGAUUAAAAGGUGCUUAGAAUAGUCUGGGAAUGGGUCUCUACCUUAAGGCCUGCUGCUAGCAAGCAUAGAUGUGGACAGGGGAGCUUCAUUUUCAUGUGAAGAGCACAGAAAUAAAUCAGAAGUGGAGGAAGCUGAGUGCCAGGCAGAUUUAUAUCCUUCAUUUUAAUACUGUGUCCUGGUUGGUAUUUGAGGUGUCCAAAUACAUUGUCACAGCUUCUUUCCGAACAAUUUCUAGUCUUGUGUAAAAUUCAAGUAUACAUGGGCUGUGGAAUCACAUUUAUGCUUAGUUCAGGGCCACACAAAAUAGGAUUUAUAACUACAUCAUAAUUAACAUAUUUCUUCAGCUUUGCCUUCAGGCACAAGAACAGGCUCCCCCUCCCUUUUUAAAUGCAUUUUAAUUUUUGAAGUUGUGAACUGGUUCAUCCAUUCACCCCCUCCUUCCUGAAUAUACAUAGGCAAGUUAUGCUGAUACACUCCAGGCCUAUUAUUAAUUGCAGGCAUGAAUUAAUAGCCCCAAAUCCAUUUUUUAAAACACAUGAUUGCUCUGCUUUUAUCAUAUUUAAAAUAAGUUAUAGCUAACAAUUUUCAGACGGGUAGCCGUGUUUGUUUGUUGCAACAAAAACAAAAUAAUCUUAAAGUGUGUGUGUGUGUGCGCGCACAUAAGAUUAUAUUAUAUAAUAGGGGGCCAUUUUGUAUUCAUCUUGUCCCUCUUGUCAUCUGCAAAAGACAUUUUUGGGCAUCAGAUGUGGGCAUUUGAAAGAUCCAGGGCAUGGGGAGGGAUACCUGCUCAGCAAGCAAACUUGUACGUGUGCACUGCUGUCUAAUAAACUGAAUUGCACUGUAACAGAUAGGUCUUAUAACGGUGAUAUUAAAAAUGAACAAAUCCCUGGGUCUUGGGUGGCAUUGUCCAGAAAGUUCUUAAAGAACUAACAUAUGCAGUCUUUCUAUAUUCCUCUGGUUGGCCAUCAUGAGACCAGGAUGUUAGACUAAAGAUGUGCCUUUUCGUCUCAUCCAACAGGACUGCUGUUAUGCUCCCAACUCCUGCUGUUCCUGACCGUUGGCUGGGGUAUCUCAGCCUGAUUGAUAUGAGUUGGAGUCCAAGAUGACCACCAUAGCUCAUUUGGUUAGGGCAUGGUGCUGAUAAUGCCAAGGUUGCAAGUCUGAUCCCUGUACAGUGGUAAAGGUAAAGGUAAAGGUACCCCUGCCCGUACGGGCCAGUCGUGUCCGACUCUAGGGUUGCGCGCCCAUCUCGCUUAAGAGGCCGGGGGCCAGCGCUGUCCGGAGACACUUCCGGGUCACGUGGCCAGCGUGACGAAGCUGCUCUGGCAAGCCAGCACCAGCACAGCACACAGAAACGCCGUUUACCUUCCCGCUAUAAAGCGGUACCUAUUUAUCUACUUGCACUUAAGAGUGCUUUCGAACUGCUAGGUGGGCAGGAGCUGGGACCGAACGACGGGAGCUCACCCCGCUGCGGGGAUUCGAACCGCCGAUCAUACGAUCGGCAAGUCCUAGGCGCUGAGGUUUUACCCACAGCGCCACCCGCGUCCCUACCUGUACAGUGGUACCUCGGGUCAAGUACUUAAUUCGUUCUGGAGGUCCGUUCUUAACCUGAAACUGUUCUUAACCUGAAGCGCCACUUUAGCUAAUGGGGCCUCCUGCUGCUGCCAUGCCACCGGAGCACGAUUUCUGUUCUCAUCCUGAAGCAAAGUUCUUAACCCGAGGUACUAUUUCUGGGUUAGCGGAGUCUGUAACCUGAAGCAUAUGUAACCUGAAGUGUAUGUAACCCGAGGUGCCACUGUAUAGGGCAACUGCAUAUUUCUGCAUUGCAGGGGGUUGCCUAGAUGAUUCUCAGGGUCCCUUUCAACGCUAUGAUUCAUGAUCAUUUGGAGAGCUACAGGUUCCCUGCCCCUAUACUAGCCACUCUGCCAUGCUGGCUUAUGCCUGGCUGUUGGGAAUGUUUACAAACCCAGAACAGAGCAUUUCAGCUGCCUUACCACCUGACACCUGGCAUGCUUCUGAACACCUAAAUAUGUUCAAAUUAUGAUUGACUCAUCAGAUGUAAGCUUGUUCUUUAGCUAAAGGAUAAAUCUUGGGUAUGUAGGCUUUUAAAAAUCUGGCUCUGGUUCAGAAGCUGAAGGUGCACACAAGAUGUAAGGCAGCUUGAACAAGUGAAACUCUUUAAGAAGACUCGCCAUUUGUUCCACCCACUGUUUUGUCAUUAUUGGAUUUUCAGCUUUUUAUGUACAUACACCAUUUCUUCCCUUCCCCUGGCAUUGUGGGUGUGUAGGAUGCUUGGAGAAAAUUUGCUAUGUAGAGCUGUUUAAUGAGGGCUGGUUUGGAAACGUUAAAAGCUGGUAACGUGUAUGCUUGAUGUCAGUGGCCAUCAUUAUCUAUUGAAGGGGCCUCCAUCCUUUUUUGGCACAUUUGGAAUUUUGAGGAAGUUCAGUGGGUGCCAGUCACAAAUAGUCACCACACCUUAAAAGUACAGAAACAGGCGGGUUUUCCCCUAAUCAAUAGACUGAGGCACGUACAUCAGCCACCGCUGCACUUGGUCAUAGGGAGAAGGUCUUUCACACUACCUCCAUUCAGAAGGAAGAGGAAGGUGGGUGUCCUAUCCUGGCAUCCAGGAAAAGGUGGAUUUGAUGAAGGGGCCGUGUUCUCUGUAGGAGAAGCUGAGCAAGUGAAUCAAAAGAGCAAGCAGUCUCAUGCAUCUUGGCUGUGAGUCCUGGAAGACCUGACCCCUGUCUUGCAGGCAGGCCUUUUCCAACCUGGCCUGGGAAGGCAGGGCCCGGACUGACUCCAGCUACAAAAGCUGAGGCUGCUGAACAGAUGCUUGGGCUGGGGUGUUGUUAAGGUGUGGUUGCUGGCAGGGGGUGGUUGCUGUUAAUUUUUUGUAUCUUUAUUUCAGGUGCUAUGAGUCAGGUGGAAAUUGCUCAACCUGGUUGUGCACAUUUUCAUGUUUUGUUCAUUGUUUAUGAAUACUAAUGUUGUGUUUGUGGUUAUAUCAUUUUUUGUAUGUUGUAAGCUGCCUUCAGCAUGGUUUUAACUUUGGAAAGGUGGCAUACAGCUAUACUGACUGAUUGAUUUUUGAGGACACAUUUACUGAAGCCUUCCGCAGGCACCUGGAGCUGCAUUGGUGACCCCUGAUCUCUUGCGAUAGGCUCAACACUUUCAAGUGUGUAGGCUUCAUGGAGCCCCUGUUGAAAGAACUCCAGAGCUGCUAUUGGUUUGAACACCAAGGUGUUAGAAGCAUGGUGGUUCAUCAGAGGGUUGAUUUUCAAAACAGCACCACAACUCUUAGUUUCCCCAGAUAUGUUGUUGUUGUUUAGUCAUUUAGUCGUGUCCGACUCUUUGUGACCCUAUGGACCAGAGCACGCCAGGCACUCCUAUCUUCUACUGCCUCCUGCAGUUUGGUCAAACUCAUGCUGGUAGCUUUGACAACACUGUCCAACCAUCUCAUCCUCUGUCGUCCCCUUCUCCUUGUGCCCUCCAUCUUUCCCAACAUCAGGGAGUCUUCUCUUCUCAUGAGGUGAGUCUUCUCUUCUCACGAGGUGUCUUCUCCAGGGAGUCUUCUCUUCUCAUGAGGUGGCCAAAGUAUUGGAGCCUCAGCUUCAGGAUCUGUCCUUCCAGUGAGCACUCAGGGCUGAUUUCCUUCAGAAUGGAUAGGUUUGAUCUUCUUGCAGUCCAUGGGACUCUCAAGAGUCUCCUCCAGCACCAUAAUUCAAAAGCAUCAAUUCUUCGGCGAUCAGCCUUCUUUAUGGUUCAGCUCUCACUUCCAUACAUCACUACUGGGAAAACCAUAGCUUGAACUAUACAGACCUUUGUUGGCAAGUUGAUGUCUCUGCUUUUUAAGCAGGCGUCUUUUAAUUUCGUGACUGCUGUCACCAUCUGCAGUGAUCAUGGAGCCCAAGAAAGUAAAAUCUCUCACUGCCUCCAUUUCUUCCCCUUCUAUUUGCCAGGAGGUGAUGGGCCCAGUGGCCAUGAUCUUCAUUUUUUGAUGUUGAGCUUCAGACCAUAUUUUGCACUCUCCUCUUUCACCCUCAUUAAAAGGUUCUUUAAUUCCUCCUCACUUUCUGCCAUCAAGGUUGUGUCAUCUGCAUAUCUGAGGUUGCUGAUAUUUCUUCCAGCAAUCUUAAUUCCGGCUUGGGAUUCAUCCAGCCCAGCCUUUCGCAUGAUGAAUUCUGCAUAUAAGUUAAAUAAGCAGGGAGACAAUAUACAGCCUUGUCAUACUCCUUUCCCAAUUUUGAACCAAUCAGUUGUUCCAUAUCCAGUUCUAACUGUGGCUUCUUGUCCCACAUAGAGAUUUCUCAGGAGGCAGAUGAGGUUAUCAGGCACUCCCCAGAUAUAUUUCACAAAUAAAGAUUGCUUCAAUUAAUGAUCACCUGGCUCGUAAUGAUUUAAGUGCAUACCCAGGUGUGUGGUGUAAAUUAGUUGCUUUUCAUCUAAAAUAACUCUCACAAUGACUUACGAAAAAGAAAACUUGUUAUAAUUUUUCCUGCAUCAAGCAGCCUUGGGUAGAAUGGUUGUCUGUUAAAUGGUUAGCCUUCAUGGCUCAUUUAGAAGACGAUAGACCUGAUUGGGCCUUUGGAGAAGGAACUUAGCUCAGUGGUAGAGCAUCUGUUUUGCAUGCAAAAGGUCCUGAGUUCAGUGCCCAGCAUCGCCAGGUAGGGAUGGGAAAGACUCCUCCCUAAAACCCAUUGCCAGUCAGUAUAGACAAUAUUAGUCAGUCAGUAUAGAGGGACGCGGGUGGCGCUGUGGGUUAAACCACAGAGCCCAGGACUUGCCAAUCAGAAGGUUGGCAGUUCGAAUCCCCGUGACGGGGUGAGCUUCUGUUGCUUGGUCCCUGCUCCUGCUCACCUAGCAGUUCGAAAGCAUGCCAAGUGCAAGUAGAUAAAUAGGUACCGCUCCAGCGGGAAGGUAAACAGCGUUUCCGUGCACUGCUCUGGUUUGCCAGAAGCGGCUUAGUCAUGCUGGCCACAUGACCUGGAAGCUGUACGCCAGCUCCCUCGGACCAUAAGCGACAUGAGCGCUGCAACCCCAGAGUCAGUCACAACUGGACCUAAUGGUCAGGGGUCCCUUUACCUUUACCUUAUAGACAAUAUUGAGCUCACUUAACGAAUGGUCUGACUUGAUCUAAAGCAGUUUCCCAUGUCCUUCCUCUGCCCUUAGCAAAUAUCUGUCAAAGAGCAUUGUCUGUGUUUGCCUGCAAUGAGUUUAGUCCAUACCCCCCCCCACAUUUAUCUGAUGAAAAUAAGGUCAUCAUCAUCAUCACCAACAACAACACCUCUCCCAUCUGACUGGGUUACCCCAGCCACUCUGGGAGACUUUCAACAUAUAUAUAAGCACAAUAAAACAUUAAACAUUUAAAAAGUCCCUAUAUAGGGCUGCCUUCAGAUGUCUUCUAAAGGUUGUAUAGUUAUCUCCUUGGCUUGGGGUGUCACAUAACUCCAUCCCCCCCCCAACAUUUCUCCGAUGAAAAUAGGGAUGUCCUAAGGAAAAGUGGGACAUUCCAGGUUCAAAUCAGAAACCAGGACAGCAUCUGUAAAUCUGGGACUGUCCCUGGAAAAUAGGGACACUUGUGGGGGUCUGUUAGUCUGAGCUAACCUAAAAGGUGGAGUUAUGUGUCUAUAUCAAGGAGUGUUACUGCAGGGGGACAUUUAAGGACAAUGUUUUGGUUAUUAUGCAUGUGGAGCCUUCUCUGCAGGUGGAAGAGCCUUUAUCAAAAAUGCUGCUUCAGUCAUCCUUGAUGACUAGAAACUGUUUCCUUAUAUCUGUAUUGAUGACUCUUGGCUACUAGCUGUGGUCCACAUCUUGCUUGAUUAGGGGCUAGAGAAGAAACAGAAGAGCAGUUGUAUUGUGGUCAGCGAAGGAGAAAGAAGUUUGAGUUGUGCAGCUGGCUGAAUGGCCAAGAGCAUUCUUUGUGUUUUGGAGACUUGAUGGUUUUUUUGGGUGCUUGUGCUCAACACACACACGCGCACACACACAUAUGCUUGUUUGCAGCACGUUCUCUCUCUCCCUCUCUCCAGAAGGACGCUGACCUUAGUUUGUUUGUUUUUUAAACUGCCCUGGAACUUGUGACACUUGGGAAUGUUGAGGAAGAAUACAUAUGUAGCUUUAAAAUGAGCGCACUACAUGUGGUCGAUACCUCAUACUCCUUUUUACUUUUGUAAGUUGUACCGAGUCGCUUACAAAAAGGCAAAGUAAAAGGGAGAAUUGCAAGAAUAGGUGGAAACUAUUUCUUUACUUGUUUGUGAGGAAUAUCUGCUAUAAGAAUCCUGCACCUGGAAUGAAACCAACAAGCAGAAUUUUAAUUCCUCAAACUGUGGAUUUUUUAAAUUAAGCUUUACUCUAGGGAACCUUUGCAUUUUGUAGAUAAAAUGCAUGACACAAUCUUCUUCUCGACCACCUAGGUACUGGUCAUUUUUAUAUGCGUGUAUCUACAUUGGAGAUUGCUUAUUAGAAUGCAGAAGGGGAUUGGGGAAGAAUGAUGGUGCUUCCUGUAUGCCAUUUGGCUGUUCACAUUAUAUUUGAAUUCAUUUUAUCGUCCUGCUGCAUUAGCAUUCACCAGAGCCACCUGCUUAGAAACGUGUGUUGUGUAUUAAACUAUGUACUUGAAUUACAGUACUAAACUUCAGUUGUCUCUGGUAUUUGCACAAGGUAAUUUCUAGCAUUAGCUGAAAAUACACACAUUUGUCAUAAAGUUGGCCACAGGUCUGGCUAUGGGAUGUUUUCCUGUUUUAAGUGUCGAAAAUUUAAAAGCUUUAAAAAUAUAUAUUUUAAAAAUCAUUAAAAGUGGCAGCGGUAAGAGAAUGUGAUCAUGGAGCACAUAACUAUCUGACAUAUUUAUUCCAUCACCCUUUCAAGGAUCUGAUGAUCCCUUCUCUUUACACGCACACACAGAAGAAGAACAGCUACUUAAACCUUAUAACUUCACAGCUGUGAGUGGUUGGUGACACAUGCAGGAAAAGGAGCUGUGGAAUUCGGCUAUUUGGUAAUAGUGUGGAAAUUUAAGAAGAAGCAGCUCGGUGCUAGCAGGUUUUGACACUUCCCAGGAUAAGGAGGAGGUAAAAUAUAAGGUGAUAUGGGUCAGAAUAGGUAUAAGACUUGAGUGGUGUAACUCUUUGUAGCUUUGCUCUCCUGCUUCAGAAUUCCAGAGUUCUCAUCUUGAGCUGUUUCAACACUGGGCUAGACUUGAUCAAUGUUACGUUGUUGAUCAAGGGCAGAACAGACGCGGCAUUUCCAUCUUUCACAAACUCAUGAUGCAUUCCAUUUCUCCUGUCCCUCCCUAUUCCAGAGAGCAGCCCAUCUUCACCACCAGAGCGCAUGUGUUCCAAAUUGACCACACCACCAAGAAGAACUGGGUACCUGCAAGCAAGCAGGCUGUAACUGUUUCCUACUUCUAUGACAGCACAAGAAACAGCUAUCGGAUAAUCAGUGUGGAUGGCACCAAGGUAGGAGGUUGGCGCAGAUACAUCUGGCAUGCUUGCAGAAUUGAAAUAUCACUGAAGUGGGAAAAUUUGUAUGAAUGUGGCUCAUGUACAUUUCUCUCUCUCUCAUAUAUAUAUAUAUAUAUAUAUAUAUAUAUAUAUAUAUGAAUGAAACUUUAAUAGGCUUGUCCAUAUUUCAUAAACUUUAGUUGUUACAGGAAAGUUGGGGUGUAUGGUUAAUCAUGAAAACGUAUGCAUUUCUUUGGAAGAAAAGCAUAGGAUGACUUAGAAAGGCUUUUACUUACCAACUCACCUGAUAGCCACAGGCAGCCAGGAAUUUCUUGCAAGUGAGUGCUGGAGGAGGAGGGACAGACCUUUCUGUUCUUCAGUCUGUUUGGAUUCCAUCUGGCUGUGGAGGACAGGAAACCCAUCUCUCCUUUACCAGUAUGUUUGAUAAAAUGUAGGUUCCUCCCCCAAUGAUACACACAAUGUCUGCUAAGAAGACAGCUGGCUGCUGAGAGUUCCCUAUCCCAUAAUAACCCCUGGUGGCCAGCAUGGAAAAACAGGCUACUAGUCUCUUACCAAACUAGUCAAACAAACAAACAAACAAACAAACAUCUCUAUCAACUUUUUUGAGCUUAUUUACAAGGCUGGAAUAAGAGGUAGCUUGGUAAAUUGUCUAGUAAGGUUCUCAUAUUGUGGCAAUGGUGGAGCUGAGGAGCUCCUUUCAGUGCCUAGAUGGGAAAUUGCUGGGAGUUUUUGUUAAGCUGUUCUGUGGGUUCUUAAAGGAAGACAUGAAUUAUGAGACUGUAAUUUUAGUGUUGCAGAAAAGCUAUGAUCAGUAAUAGCUCUCUGCUAACUGUAUUUCAUAAAUACAUUUUAAUUGUGUGGGUGCCUUACUUAACCGUUUUGUUUAAUGGACAAAGGGAUAUUGCUUCUCUCAUUCUCCCCUCCCCCUUCCAAGCAGAAUUGGUUGUAGAAACUUAUUUUGGAGGUAAAAAGAUGGGAGUUUUAGCUCAAGGUUUGCAUCUCUAGACAGAGAGAUAGUGAGUCUAAGAAUCUUUGAUACAGGAUGUUGUUCUGGUUGGGUUUUUGUUGUUGUUGCAAUACUUAGUGUUAUGACUUGAGCUUCCUAGGCUCAAGGUAACUUACAAAAACUGGCUGCAACCUUUGCCUCAUUUUAUGAUCACAGCAGCGGUCUCUGGCGUCAUUCAGGCAUAGCAGCGAGCCAUAUGCCUGCAACAUUGUCUCUCUCUGGGCCAGCCAAUUGCUUACCUUAUUUCUGUGUUUUAGGGAAAUUAUAUAUUGCUGUUGCUUGCAAACUGUGGUUUGCACAAGGCUUAGAUUGCUCCCCGCCACAACCAACUCAUUCACGCAGCACUAAACCAUGGUUUGGCAGUAAUGUCGCCUCCAUCAGGAACCCUGUUUCUAAAGGUAAUCAGGGAUGUGACUUGAUUUAGAUGAUUAAUGUAGUGCUGUGGAAUUUGACCCCAAUGCCCUUGUAGUGAAACCCUGAAAUUUUAACAUAAGAAGCUACCUUAUGCCAUCAGUCUGUCUAGCUCAGUGUCGUCUACACUGACUGAUGGUGGCUCUCCAGAGUUUCCAAACCCUGCUUGGAGAUACCAGUUUGAAGCUGGGACCUUCUGCAUAUGAAACAGGUGUUCUGCCGCUUAGCUAUGGCACUCCCCCAAGAGAAACGCAGGGAAGGUGUAUGUGUAAAGACAUCACAGAAUAGAACAUAUGGAGGAUUAGGAGGGGAAGGGUGUCUAACCUAUUUUUAAUACCACUUGAGCCAGUUAGAGUGCUAAAUGCAUAGGAGGGGUGAAGUUGUUGACUCAUAGGAACCAUAGCUGUCAACUUACAGAUUUGAAAAUAAGGGACCAGCAGCCUCGAAAACAAGGGAUCAGCAGCCAAAAUAAGGGAUUUUAGUCAACCAGCAGCCAAACAAAGCCUCAAGUGGUGGUUCCCAUAGUGCAGCAACCCGGCAAAGGGGAUGCAGCAAGUAAAACCACCAUCACCUCUCCGCUGGGAAGUGCUGAGCAAAGGCGAGUCCCCAGGCAACACGGCCUAUUUGACAUGCAAGCUCCACCCCCCAGUCGUUCUUAGACUCCUUAUUGGGUGCGCAGUGCAGCCAUGCAACACAGUUGGAGCCUCCCUCCUCCCUGGCCGGCAGGGAGGGAGGGAGAGGAGCUGCUUCCUUUGAAACCCGGGAAAUUUAAGGGACAUCGUCAAUAAGGGACAGCAGCGGGACAUGGCACUGGGAUAAGGGAGUUUCCUGCCAAAUAAGGGAUGCUUGACAGCUAUGAUAGGAACAUGGAAACUGCCUUCUGCUGAGUCAGACCACUGGUCCAUCUAGGGCAGUACUUCCUACACCGACUGGCAGUGGGUUUCAGAGAAGGGGAUAUUUACAUCUCCAGCUGGAGAUGCCAGGAAUUAAACCAGGGAUCUUCUGCAGGUAAAGCUGGUGUUCUGCCUCUGUGUGCAGGGCAAGGUCAAAUUCGCAACUUGAAACUGAAUGUCAGACAAAUUCCAGGUUACCCAUGAGCAAUUCGUAGGCAGCCUAGAAGCUUGUUUCUCUUGCCCAUCAGUUGCUGAGGAUAAAGAGGCAUUUUGCACACCACACAAAAGCAAAAUGUUGCAAAGGGGUUUGCCAUCAAACAUGCAUUGACAGGGUGCUGCAGCCGGUUGUGUAUGUUUGCACAUGUGCUCACACACCCACGCUCAUGCGUGCAAACUUGGUUGCCACCAGUGGUGCGCAUUUAAAGCUGAGCAUUUAAAAAUGCUGAAAGCACAAGGUGCUUCAGUUUCAAGAGUAUGGUAUGCAGGUUCUUUUAGGUGCAAGGGAACUUCUGGGGAAACACAACUUAAGUCACCCCGAAAGAAGGUAUUGGAGCACUUCACAUCACUUGAAUUUGUAUGUGCACAGAAAAUAGUAGAACUAGCUUGAAAGGCAAUAUACUGAGAACUGCAUUAAUCAUUGCAACGCAUCCCUGGUUGUAUAACAUUGUUAUAAUUAUGCAGUAAUGCUUUUGGAAGUUGUAUAGCGUGUGAGGGUGUGUGGCUAUGACUAUCACAAAAUUCACCCACUUCUGAAUUUGUUGCUACUCCACUGGUUGUCACAUUCAUACUGUGCGCAGUUUGGGUUAGAUAAAUGGCAGGGAGAAUGCUCAACUCUCCCCUCCCUGCUGUUGCUUUUUCUGCGGGAAGUGGCUUUUCCAGUUUUAAAAGGUUGCUGGCGUACUGUUGCAUGCACCAACAAUGGCCUUCUACCCUGAGGUAAAUGGGAGUCUGUGUUAUAUACUCUGCAGGCUUGCUGUGAGUUCCAGUGUGCCUAGAAUCUUCCGCUUAAAAAAGAAUAGCUGCAUCUCUCAGAAAAGUUUGUACUAAACUUGAAAAUUGCACCUGAUAUGUGGCCAUUUAAUUCAGACCAGACUUUUUAAGUUUUGACAAGACCUGCUGAGUGCUACUGGUCUGUUGCCUAGGGUAGCAUGUUGCAGGGGCUGCAAAAGAAAAACACUGGUAGAUAGACAAGAAAAUCUGCCUUUUUUGCUGCAAGUGAGGCAGGAGGCAGGCAGGCGUCUCUCUGAGUGUUAAGGGUGUUUUGUUUGAAAGUGUUACUGCGGUUCAUGGUGUGUGGUUGUGCACUCACUAAUUCACCUUCCCUUCACAUCUAAAAGCCCCCUUCACGUGUUACCUGUGGGUAGAGACUAUGGUGGAAUCCACACACAUAUAAAAACCGUUCUGAAAAUGCUUUUUUAAAAAAGCCUUUUAAAAAAUACAUUGAAUUUUCCAUAAGGCUCACCAUUGCCAUCUAGUGUCACAUUGUCUAUUGCACUUAAAACACACUUAAAAUGUUUUAUUUGCAGUUGUGUAGCCGAGUCCCUAGAGAGUUUUUUCUGUUGUUUCAAAACAACAACACCACCACCACCAAAAAAAUAAUAAUCAAAACACCAACCUGUGGAGCUUUUUUGUUCAAAGGCUACAGUGGGACAAGAGGGACGUAUGCAUGCGCAAUGGGAUGUGAAACUUAUCUCAAACACUUUUCUUCACUUCUUGCUUGUCUGUCUCCAGCUUUCUUGUGGUGAAGCUAGGUGAUAAAUGUGGGUACCUGGAAUGCAUAGCCUCCAACACUUGGUAGAGGAAAGUGGUACUCUUAAUUUUAAGCUAGUUUAAAAUUUGUUGAUGUCAUCCGACUUUCGGCUGCUGAGGCAGCUACUUCCAUUUAAUCUGUUGCCAUGCCUUGCCGCAUUUUUUAUUGAUGUAAUAACAUCUCAAUACAUAUUCGCCUUCAACCAGAAAGCACAUUCCCACCUGGAGUUAGCAUCAAUUUGCACCAAUUUGCAUUUUCCUUCUUGUUGCCUCACCAUCCAUCUUAUUCAGAAUGUUAACAUCCAGACUACAUUAGCAAGAUUAUGAGAUUCAGUUCCCAGGUUGUAUUUUGUCUAACCAAGUGAUGCAACUGGCAGGUAAGUUCCAUUGUCAGGAAAACAUUCAAUAGAUUGUGGAGAAAAUAGGGAAAGUGCCUAUUAAUAGACCUAGUUUAGGGGCAGGGAAUCUAUUAUACUGUUGGGAGAUUGCUAGCUUGUGAUGGGAAAGGCACCCGACUUUUUUAUCUCUGGCACCUCCUUUUCCCUCUCCUUGCCACCUGUCUGAAAUUAUGCUGAGGAUUACAUGCAGACCACCUCUAGACUUGUCAAAUGGGGCAGGCUCCCAUUAAUGCUAUUUAUCUUGGCAUUGACAGAACAACCUUUCUAGAUAAGACUACAUAUAAUCAGGGUCCCUUUUGCGACGGCAGUUAGUGGUACAGAGUACCAGACCCUUUAAUCAAUCUAUGACUACUAUCACCUCAUUUUUAUUUUUCACAGAAAAGGCAAUGCAUAUAAUAGCUACAUGUAAUGUUUCAUGAUAGCUCUUGACCAUAAGAAAAACACCAGUAAAAUCACUUGAUCCCCCCCCCCCACAAAUCAUCACCAAUUAAUUCAUUAAUAUACUGCUUUAUGCUGCAAUAGACCUCUAUAUGGUUUACAAGCAUAAAAGCCAAUUGCACAACCUCAGAAAUGUUAAACAUCCAUAAUUAAAAUACACAAUUAAGAUACACAAUAAAACAAUCCCAUUAAAAUAUAAACACACAUAAUUAAAAUAUGCAAUGAAGCAAUUCCAUUAAAGCAUGGUUACAGAGAAACUUUCCACUGUGACUAAGAAAUUAUUUUUGUUCUUUUACUAAUGAGCAUCCUUGCUGCUUCAAUAGGGAUGUACUAAAAGUCAAAGAAAGACACAUUAAAAGACAUAGAAUCCACUUUGUGUAUGUGUGUAUUUACUAUGGCAUAUGAGAGUGAAGAUGAGUGUAAUACUUAGAGAUCAGUAGGACUGAUUUGAAAGAACCUCUCUACAUUGGACACAUUGCCCUUUCAGAGCAAACUGAAAAACCAGUUCCCCUCCUAUUAAACACCCAUUUCCUCAGCUUAGAAAUUCUUCAAGCAUAAUUGGAAAUCUGGCUGGUAAAUUAUUUAACAGAUCAACAAAUGACCACCUUUGUGCUUGCAUAUCAGGCCAGAUUGAAGACACUGUGCUAUGUAUAUUGCGUUGCCAUUUGAUACAGCUCAUCUAUAUCAAAGAAUUUUCCAAGGGGCCAAUCAGAUGUUUUCAAAAUUAUAUGGUUGCUGAUGGUUGUAGACAAGUUUGUUACCUACCGGGUAGUUUUAUAUGCACUUAAUCCGCAUGAAGGUUCUGGACUAAUUUUUGGACCCUAAACAGUGUUGUCUGCCAGAGGGAUUUUAAAAUCUAAAUUAUUUUGGAGAAUGUUGCGAUUUUAAGUUUUGAUGAUUUGCAGUUCCAAAAACUGAUUUUUAAAAAACUUUGUCUUCGAUAAAUGUGUUUUUGUGAUUCUUAUAUUGUAACAAUCAUUGCCUACACACAAUUAAAAACUGACUGACUUGACAGUUGGUUCAACAUUCAACUUGUACUGGAACAUUUUAAGGCAUUUUUACCCCAGGAUGGGUUCACGGGAAAUAAUGCAACUUGUAAUGCAAGUUGCAGUGCCAAACUUGCAAAGCAGAUGAAGAACAUGCUGUGAGGACUCUUAACUUGUGUCUUUGUUACCUGAUAAAAAGGAAUAUUGCAGGUAAAAGAGAGGGGGAGAAUUAACAGAGGGAUUAUUCUGGAGAAAAGGCAUGAGCUCAUGAAAAUUACUGCACAGCGCAUGGGGAAAACUACACACCAGACAGCUCAUUAAAAUCGACCUACAUUGUUAUUCCUUCAGAACAACGGUGACCUAAAAGGAUGCAGAUUUGAAAGAGCACAAGCAGUUGCCUUCUCUUCCCCUUGGGAGCCAUGCAAAGGACAAGGCUGCCCAAACUUCUUUUUGUUCUAAUCAAGUCACCUGUUGUUACCUGUUGAAAAAAACAACUGCAGUCCUGAAUAGCUGGGCUCAGACAAAUUAACUUCUGUGGACUGCAUUGAGAACAAGUAGAUUUUUUCAUUUCAUAAUGGAAUAUAGAAGUAUAGUAUUGCACUGAGGACUUCAUGGGUGGAUCUACACACGGGGGGGGGGGGGUACCAUAAAUAAGCCAGAAAUUAAAUAAUUAUAACAAAAGGGGGGGAAAAACCUAUGUAAAAAAGUUGGAGAGAUGUUUUGUGCUCUCUGGCACCAUCUGGUGUUGCAUGCUUAUAAUGCAUUCAGAUCACUUUUUUUUUUUUUACUAAUGUAGCUGAGUCCCAAGCUGUUUGAAGUCUUUCAACUUGGUGUGCUUACUGAGAAAUUAGUCUCACAAAAGGGUGGAAGGAGAGUUCAUUAAACAGUUUUUAAAUUAGCAUCUUGUCCUACCUCCCAGGGUGGUACUGACUGGGAUUAGAACACUUACAUGAUGGUUUGAUUAUGUUUUUAGAUGUUUUAAAUUGUUUUUAAGCAUGUUUUGUUUUGUUUUUAAUUGUACUGUUUUAUCACUGAAUUUACCUUUGAGCUGUUCUAGUGUUGAAAGAGGGUGAAGCGGUCUCUUUCCACACUAUACAUGAUUAUAUAAAUGUCAUGUCUCCUCUUAAUCAUCUUGCUUUCUAAAUGAAAAGUGCAAAUGUUGCAGCCAUUUCUUCGCAGAGAAGGCAUCUCAUCCUCUUGAACAUGUUAGUUGCUCUUUUCCAGCUGUACAGCUUACCUUUUUUGAGGUGGCACAAUUAGAAUUACGCACAGUCCUGCACAUACUGACGAUGAACACCUCUUCUUUCUUAGGCUAGUUUUUUUUUUGGGGGGGGAGGGAGUUUUACUUUUUGUGUUCCCACUAAUGUCUCUUUAUAAAACUCGGUUUGUCACUAGUUUGCUGUUCAAAUCUCGGAUGAAGCUUUUGAGAUUUAUUUUCCCAUGAAAGGAAGCUUCAUGCUGUUACAUCUUCGCCAUUGCGCCACAGAGCGUCAUCCAACUUCCAAUAAAUUGAAAUACGUCAGUAGAUGCCUGCUCACUAAUCAUAGCGCUUGAUCUGCGCACCAGCGAAUUACUGGGUCUGGCUUAUAGGAAGUACAGUGAAAGAUCAGGGGUGGUGUAUUUAUCUUCGCAAAGUAAUUUUAAUGGAACACACAUGGCUAUCCAGCUUAAGAAUGGCUUGCAGCAGUUAUGUAUAUUAUAACUUCAUGUAGCUGUUGGGAUCCCUAAUGUAUUCCUCCCCGCUGAACUGUAACUGUUCCUGACAUGUAUGAAAUCCUAGGUUUCCAUGGCUUUUAAUGACUUCAUAGCAUUUGCCUGUAUUGUGAACAAAGAUUGCCUUUUGUUUGUCUCCAAAGUUUGCACUACAAUAAUAAGGCAGCAACUUAAGACAGUGCUGCUGCCUGUUCCCAUUUUCUAGCUUAACAGACAAAGGGCACAGAUGUUACUUCUACUGGUGAGGGGAAUAGAUGUCUCCUAACGUGGGUGGCACUGUGGGUUAAACCACAGAGCCUAGGACUUGCCAACCAGAAGGUCGGCGGUUCGAAUCCCCGCGACGGGGUGAGCUCCCGUUGCUCUGUCCCUGCUCCUGCCCACCUAGCAGUUUGAAAGCACGUCAAAGUGCAAGUAGAUAAAUAGGUGCCGCUCCGGUGGGAAGGUAAACGGCAUUUCCGUGCGCUGCUCUGGUUCGCCAGAAGCGGCUUAGUCAUGCUGGCCACAUGACCCAGAUGCAAACGCCAGCUCCCUCGGCCAAUAAAGCGAGAUGAGUUGGUCACGACUGGACCUAAUGGUCAGGGGUCCUUUUACCUUUACCUUUAACAACUCACAGCACAGUGAACAAACAUAUAUGGUGGUAUAAUACUACUUUAAAUGUAUAGUGCAGAUGUGGACCGAAAGGGCUAGAGCUGCCAUCUGAUUAAGGGACUCUUGGUUGAUCAAUUCAAUGUAAACCCCAAAAGGUGGCUCAUAAUAAAUAAAGAUUAAAUCUGCAUAUGUUUCAUUGCAUAUGAAACUAUGAGUAUUGUUAUAGGGGGCUCUCCGUUUAUCCACAUUUUGGAAGUCACAAUUGGGAGCAGAACCAAUAUUAUCUGUUCAGAACAAACCAGAAUUUUUGUUUAAUAUCUUGUGCAUUUUUUUAAAGAGGCUGCCAAGCCUCCAACUGAUUUAUAAUCCCAGGUUUCAUGUCUGGCAUUCUUUGUAGGGCAUAUGCUUUGAUAAUCAAAGGGUAGAUGUGCCCAGACCCUGGAUAUAAAUAGAUGGUCGCAAAGUGUUUGGCAGCUGUCACCAGUCGAGUGGUGGCAAGAAGGUGGAGCGCCACUUUGACAUUGGCUUAUGCUCAUUAAGCCUAUUCAGCAAAGUUUUGUGUUUCUUGGUUUUUUUUUAUUAUUUUUCUGUAACGGCAUGGUACUGGUUUUGGAAAAAGUAUAUGGAUUUUCAUCCAGCGCUCUGAUGCCAUGAGGACCUCUUUUCAGACCUAAUUGAAAGAGCGACAUAAAGUUUUAACCCUGGCUUCCUCACCCCUGACUCCCAUUCUAGACUGGUAGAUAAGCGCCAUCAGUUCAGUGAUUGGGAGUCAAAGGAGCUGUAUAGAAUUUGAGGUCUUCUCAACAGUGGGGAGGGCACAAUCUCUAGGGGAACAAUGCUGGAAGAGCUGGGGGGGGUUGCACACAAGUCACGGUUCGGAGCAUUACAAGGCUACUCUUUUGUAUUCUACCUGGAGCAUAAAGGGGAAGGAUUACAACCCCCUCACUGCAUUUGGGUCUCUGUGCUGUAACUCAAACUCUGAAUUGAAAGGGGCAGCCUUCCUAGUUUAUACACUGGUACCUCAGGUUAAGUACUUAAUUCGUUCCGGAGGUCCGUUCUUAACCUGAAACUAUUCUUACCUGAAGCACCACUUUAGCUAAUGGGGCCUCCUGCUGCCGCUGCGCCACCACCACACGAUUUCUGUUUUCAUCCUGAAGCAAAGUUCUUAACCUGAGGUACUAUUUCUGGGUUAGCGGAAUCUGUAACCUGAAGCGUAUGUAACCCAAGGUACCACUUUAUUGUAAUAUUGGAGCAUAGUAUGGGAAAUUCUAAAGGUUUAAGGCAGGCAUCCCCAAAUUCGGCCCUCCAGAUGCUUUGGGACUACAACUCCCAUCAUCCUUAUCUAACAGGACCAGUGGUCAGGGAUGAUGGGAAUUGUAGUCCCAAAACAUCUGGAGGGCCAAGUAUGGGGGUGCCUGGUUUAAGGCAAAUGUGAGAGGAAAAGGUAGGAGUAAAGACAGGGGCCCAACAGGUGGGACACCAUCUGGCAAAGCUCCCCACUUAAAGAGGGUAUCUGCAUGCCUUCUGGAAGCCUCCUUCAAAAUCAUCUUCUGUUGGUACUGGAUACUGAUACGGCUAGCUAAAAUAAACCACUGGCUGCCCCCUCUGUGCUGGAAAUGGUAUGGGAACCCUGGAUAAAAGAUGGAUGUAUAAUAUAUCGAUGCAUGAUGGGAAUGUAUUCUUUUACAAAAACUCUGGACCACUGUCUUCACGGUUAUUUCCGUUAUCACUAAACAAGUCAUGCAGCUUAAUCAAGCAUUAGUACUCCUUAGUACACUGGACCUUAGCUCAAGUUGUCUUCAGGGUCAUAAGGAAUUAAUGGGUUUUCUUCUGACUGCAGCCUGCCUGGUGAUAGCCCAGCAGUGGGGAAACCAGUCAGAAAUACCCAUGAAUCUGGGUUGGGAGUCUUCAGUACCUAGGGUUGUACGAGGAACUUCCAAAAGUGACAAGUCUGACAUGGUGUGACAUCCAUUUAUUACUUUUGUCAAUGAACAUGAAAGAGAUUUCCCAUUGCCCACUAUUCAAAAAGAUAUUUGGAGAGGUUAUCUAAAUAACUGAUUUGUCUAAAGCCGAAAUAAGGGCACCCGUGUAUUGUUUUGUUACAGCAAAUAUGUAAUGCAAGUUGUGAUACUGAACAACAAUUUAAUGUUUAUGUUUUGUGUAAAUUCAAUACACAAGAUGGAAGUGGGGGGAAAAGACUUCUUCAUACCUGACUCUGAAAGCAGGUCCCAAGGUAUACCCUCCCUGAACUCCCCUUAAAGCUUAGUUUCCAAUCCACCCAGCCACUCUACUGAUCCAAAAAUGAAAACUUUUCAUUAAUAUACCUUGUAGCGGACCCAACCACUUAAUGCCACCUGUAAAUAAUGCGGCCGAUCCACUCCCGCUAACCGCCCCCAAUUAAUAAUAGUGCACCCACCUCACGGUACACCAAUUACAUGGAUUUCUACAAUUUACCACAGAUUAUCCUAGUGGGGGACUUGUGUGAGGGAAAACUUAAUGAUUAGAGUCUCAGGCAGAAAAGAAUCAAAAGUUUUAUUGAACAAAAAGGGUUUAUGAAACAAAGUGGGUCAGGAAAUGCGUUUUUUCAGGUAGAAGUUAGCUGGUUUACUUUAACUCUAGGAUGUUUCAGGCUUAAACACAACACUACAGGCACAGCUCUUCUUCAACUUGUUACUAAAAAGCAGUUGUUGCACUUCAGGUGUAGAUGUUCAGGUUUCUGGAUUAGAUGGUAAAAUGCUCAACUCAGUUUCUGUUACUUAGAUAUUACAAUUAAAUACUUUCAACACCAUAUCACUUCCUUCACUGAUUAAUACCUUGGUUCAUGAGCAAGGGGAUCUUCUUCUCAAUAAUCUCUUAACAAUCUCACACCUGAGGUAUUCCAAAGGGCAUAACAAACCCAGGGGGUCCCCUCACCUCUUGUUACUGGGUUGGGAGUCUUCAGUACCUAGGAGAACUCUCCCCUCCUGGCUAUACUGACACCCAGGUAGCCUGAAUUCACCCGAGAUCUACCUCUCCCGGUUCAGUCACAGCCCUCCCAGGACAUUCCUCUCUGUAUACCUUUCCCAGGACCUCAACCCAGUCUCCCUAUCCAAGCUGAGAGGCUCUGUACUCUCGCUAUGGAUAGUCUCCACAGUGUGGAUGUUUAACUUAGCUCGGAAUCAGUUCUCCCCAUCUCACCACCUAUCUCCCAACCUGAAACCUGCCCAACAUCUCAAAUCAAAUCCUUUCCCUCUUCUAAAAUCCAGCCUUAUCUUCAAUCCAGCCCCAGCUAACCUUCUCCUUCAGAAACUGUACCUUUUAUUCUCCCCAUCACCACCACCCAAAGUUCUGUUCCUCCCCUCUCUGUGGCUAGCUGACUCUGCAGUCCAUGGGUAGGCAAACUAAGGCCCGGAGGCCGGAUCCGGCCCAAUCACCUUCUAAAUCCGGCCCACAGACGGUCCAGGAAUCAGCGUGGUUUUACAUGAGUAGAAUGCAUGCUUUUAUUUAAAAUGCAUCUCUGGGUUAUUUGUGGGGCAUAGGAAUUCGUUCACCCCCCAAAAAAAAAUAUAAUUCGGGCCCCCACAAGGUCUGAGGCACAGUGGACCGUCCCCCUGCUGAAGAAGUUUGCUGACCCCUGUAGUCCAUCAGAGAGAAGCUCCAGCUCUCUGGUGGAAUUUCAGGGGCGACUGCAUCACCAGACUCUGGUCUGGCUCUGCUGUCAGUCACACACCUGUAGCCCCUUCCACGUUUUCUCUCCCUGAAUAAAUUCCCCCCAAUCCCUCACAAACCUCAACUCUUGGUUGGGUUUAAACAUUCGCUUAAUUUUAACCAUUCUAUUUCUGUUUCUUAUAAUUACAAGAAUGGGUGUUGAUUAUCCUCCCUCCUUGUUUUUUCUUUUUCUUUUUUAAUUUGCUAAAUUUGUUCCUCCUGCUGUGAUUUUUUUUCUUACCACGACCCACAGGAAAACAUUUAAAGCUUCUGUCUCUGCCUCAUGGGAAGGUAAUUUAAGGUAUCUCUGGGUGUUUUGUAAGAUAGGCAGGUGCAAAAAUUCAAACGUUGCUCUAGAGUCUCUUGCAGAAAAUGGGGGCCUAAAGGAUAAGAGGAUGUGUCAAGUAGGGCCAGGCAAUAGAUCACCUAAAACCGGUUUGAAGUCCAUAUUGUGAUCCUGGUUUCAUAAUUUUUUGACCUGGCAAUAUAUUGCAAAGUGUGUGUGUGUGUGUGUGUGUGUGUGUGCAAAAAUCACGAUAUGGGAAAAACCAGGAGGCCAGCCAAUGCCUCUGCAUAGCUGCACCCUUAUUUCAGACAUUGUAAUAUAUCAGUAUAUUGCGAUGUUUAGCUGGUGAUAUAUCACAAUGUUGAAAAACAGAUACCACCUAGCCCUAGUGUCAAGUAACCCAGUACUGAGCUGUAUAUUGUCUUAUAAGUUAGUACUAAAACCUUGAACAUAGCCCAGUAGAAAACUGGCAGCAGGUGAAUGCUAAAGUCUAGGCAUGUGAGUCUCCAAGGCUGCUGCAAGAUGGUGGGGUUGGUGGUGGAGGAUGAAGAAUUACUUAACCUUUCCACUGCCUUACGCUUUUCCUGUACAUUGCGUCUCCAGCAGUGUUUUUCACUGGGAUGUUACAAACAUCCUGUCACUUGCUGGAGAAAGGUGGAAAGGGUUGUAGGGGACAUCCAAUGAAGCUGAAUUUUGGAAGGGUUGGGGGCAAAUAAAAGAAAGUACUCCUUCAUGCAAUGCAGUCACACGAUGGAACUCGCUCUCACAGGGAGGCAGUGAUCACCACCACUGGAUGGCUUUGAAAAAAGGAGGAGAGAGCCAUGAUAACUAUAUUCUGCAUCCACAGUUGGAGGAAGCAGUGCUUCUGAAUACCAGUUGCUGGAAACCACAGGAGGGGAGUUUGCUCUUGUGCUCAUGUUCUGUUUCCUGGUCUCCCACAGGCAUCCAGUUGACCACUGUGAGAACAGGAUGCUGGACUGGAUGGGCUAUUGACAUGAUCCAACAGGCUAGUCUUUAUGUACUUCUAUUAAAAGGCUGGUGAGGAAAGGGUCAUCAACCCCUCUUGCUUCUAUUGUGUGACUUUUCAGAUGCUGAGUGGUGACCCAGGUGGCGCUGUGGUCUAAACCACUGAGCCUCUUGGGCUUGCCGAUCAGAAGGUCGGCGGUUCGAAUCCCUGCGAUGGGGUGAGUUCCCGUUGCUCUGUCCCAGCUCCUGCCAAGAUAGCAGUUCAAAAGCACGCCAGUGCAAGUAGAUAAAUAGUACUGCUGUGCUGGGAAGGUAAAUGGCAUUUCCGUGUGCCCUGGUUACCGUCAUGGUGUUCCGUUGCACCAGAAAUGGUUUAGUCAUGCUGGCCACAUGAUCCAGAAAGCUGUCUGCGAACAAACCCCGACUCCCUUGGCCUGAAAGCGAGAUCAGCGCCGCACCCCAUAGGAUGGCAUAGGAUGCAACUCUGGCUCUGUGACACAAGCAUCUGCUUGCCUUACCGAAGGCAAAGUGACAUCCUGCUAAAUUUCUGGAGAGCAGCCAUGUCACUACGUUGGAGCGAAAAUGAGAUUCCUGUGGUGCCUUAAAAUAGGCUGCAACCAUGAACGCUAAUGCCACAAUAAAUUUGCUUGCCUUUUAAUGUGCCAAAGGACUCUUGAUAGGUUAAACUUCCUGCUUUCUCCCUGCCCUAAAGCAGCUUACAGAGGAGCAAAUUGGUAACUAGACAGAUAAAAUGCGACAGUAUUUGCUUACUUUUCCCAUGCUAAAACGCACAGAUAAUGGCAACUUCAGUUAUUAUUAGUUAACAUAUUUAAAAAUAAGCCAUGGAAUUAUUUGGCUGAUAUGGUUAUGCCAAGUGCCUAAAAGGCAAAUGAAGAAAAACCCCAAAGAGCAUUGCAUUGAAUGCAGUGACGUAAGUUGUGAUUGAAAUGUCUGAUUUAAAAAUCAGCCCAUCUUCUGUGUUCUCCAUCUGUAAGGGGUUGCUAGCUGCUAGUCUAAAUAAGGUUCUUCCCAUCUCUUUAGCAACUGAGGUUUCCUCCAGGGAGAAGCUUAUAGUUUCUUCUGCCACAGCGCUAGUAACAGGAGAGGUUUCAGCGGCUAACCUCCCGCUGUCAUGCUAAAAGUAAAAAGGAGCAGCCCCUAAAGGCCCAGGCAUUCACAACUGUCUUCUCAUUGAGAAUACUGAGAGAUAUUGGACCAGGUAAUAUCUGCAGGUGUUCUUGAAUUCUUCAUAUGAACCAAGGCAGCUGCCUUGUACUAAGUCAAGACCCAUCUAGUUCAGUAUUGUUUACUGCGACUGGCAGUGGCAAUCCAGCAUUUCGGAGAGGAGACAUUCUCACCCCUACCUGGAGAUUUUGGGGAUUGAUCCUGCAUGCAGAGCAGAUGCUUUUCCAGUGAGCCACGGCACCUUCCCUGGCACCCUGCGUCAAAGGCACGUAAAACUCCCACACAAGUAACUUUGCUGCCGUUUCUUUGACAUAAUUUGUAAUGCUGCAUUUCCUAUGACGUUAAGUGGAACGUAAAGGUAAAGGGUAAAGGGACCCCUGACCAUUAGGUCCAGUCGUGACCGACUCUGGAGUUGCGGCGCUCAUCUCGCUUUAUUGGCCGAGGGAGCUGGUGUACAGCUUCCGGGUCAUGUGGCCAGGGUGACUAAGCCGCUUCUGGCGAAACUAGAGCAGCGCACGGAAACGCCGUUUACCUUCCCGCCGGAGCGGUACCUAUUUAUCUACUUGCACUUUGACGUGCUUUUGAACUGCUAGGAUGGCAGGAGCAGGGACCGAGCAACGGGAGCUCAGCCCGUCGUGGGGAUUCGAACCGUUGACCUCCUGAUCAGCAAAUCCUAGGCUCUGUGGUUUAACCCACAGCACCACCCGAGUCCCUAAGUGGAACAUAGUCCUUGCUAAAUAUUUGACAGUAUAGAAAAAUAGGCAUAACGGAACAAAGACAGAAGGGAUAAGAGCCAUUGGAAUUUGGUGGAUUGAUUGAUUAACUUGUCAGUCAUUUUGUCUAGUCCAGGGCAACCCAAAGCAACUUACAACCAAACAGACAAUGUACCACCACAUAGAUACAUUAAAACCAAGAGGAAAGAGAAACACUUUUUAAAUAAAUUCAAAUUUUAAAAUACAUUCAAAUACAUAAAAAUACAUUUAUGUGUUGUUUAUGCUCACCCAAAGUUAUAAUGUACCAUGCAUAUAUUUGUAGUGGGAGGGAAAGAUGGGAUAAUUGGGGGGUUUUUUGGAAUCUAUAAAACUAUCUUAUGCCAGCACCUGUUGUUUCCCUACUCUAGCAAAGGAGAUGUGCAUGACGGGGUCCAGGGGGCAGCGUCCCAUUUUGUUACCUGAGGUGAAACAGGAAAGUGCUGCCCCACUUCUCCUGACCAAAGUCUACCCUCGCAGGGUGGUGUGGUGUUGCCCGCAAAGGGGUGAUGGCAGCGGCAGGUACUAGCGAGAUCUUGUGGCAGAAUUGGUAAGGGCCCUGCCUGAGGCAGCUGCCUUAACCCUGGUGGGGUCCCUAUAGGCAUCUGACUUGCCACUGUGAGAACACAACGCUGGACUAGAUGGCCCAUUGGCUUGAUCCUGCAGGCUCUUCUAUGAGUUUUAGUGUCCUACCAGUUUAUGAGGCCUAUGAAACCGGAAAACUAUAUGCAAAGGAGCUUUUAAACUAUUGGGAUGAGUAGGAUUGUCUAUGCACUGAACUUCCAUUCCUGGUAGAUAACAAGGCAAAAAAAGCUAAGCAAUCUGGUCAACAAUAGCUGCUCCAAUAUGCUUUAAGAGUUCCCUGAGCACUAAUGUAAUCUGUGAUGAAACUGGAGAACAGAAGAAGGAAGUGUAAAUCUAAUAAGCACCGUGCAGAAUAAUGACCUCAUUUAUCAAACGUAUUAAGCCCCUGAGUGGGUGCGAUAAAGGGAUUCUACUUUACUGUCCUCUGCAGUGUGGAUUUGCUAAUGACUGGAUCCUCUUGGAAUGCCAACCUACCCCGCUAGUUGCUGUCAAAGAGAUCUAUUGGUACCCUCUGUCGGCCAUGAAUAAAAACAUUAAUCUGCAUAUCCGUUUUGAUAGCCAAUAUGUAUGGUCCACAGUUGGGCAAUGCUUGUUAUUUGGACUAACCAAAAGGAAGUAAAGCAGUGAGAGCUCUUUACCAGUCUGGAUAUUAAGCAAAAACAGGCUAGAUUCUGGGCUUGGUGUUGAAGCCACCAAGUCUGCGUUUAGUCACUGUCUAAUGUUGGAGUGUAGGAGGAUGUUGCAGUGCUAAUUAGAUUAGGUUGCAUGAGGUUUCAGAACAAUGGGUAAUCUCUCCCUCAUCCCUCAUAUAAAAUCUAGCAGUUGUCUGGCUUCAUCUCACACACUGCUUCAGCUUUUCAUGGGUAGAGAUACCUGGUUUUAAAAAUGCAUUGUUUUAAAGUAAUGCUAAGGCAAAAAAAAGAGGAGUCGCAAUUGUUCAUCCUUUCUGCAAAGCAAAGGACAAGAAGCUGGUGUUGAAACAGCAGAGAAGUGAGGUCGUCAGGUUAAACAACUAGCAGUCCCUGGAUUCAUGGGGCAGUUCAGGGGCUGGCAAACUGGCAAAGCGAACAGUGAUGAAUCUUGCCUCCAGUGACAACGAACAAGUUGGGAUCAGAAAAAGUAUUGCUAUGACACUGCUAUGAUAAGAUUUAUAACACAAAUAUAACGGUAAAGAACCAAACAAUUUAAAUAUAAAAGACACAACACAUUUCAACCAAAAGGACUUCUUCAGUGUUCACUAAAGUUAGGGCUGCCAUAUGUCCGGAAAAUCCCAGACAUAGCCAGGAUUUGGCCUUCAGAAACAGUGUCCCAGGCAGAAAUCGCUUAAUGUCCAGGAAAAUCUGAACAUAUGGCAACCCAUGUCACAAGUUUAGAUUUUGAUGGAUUUCCUUAAAAAUAAGGGCAGCGUAAUAGGUUUUAAAGAUAUUUCAGCUGACAUUUUCCCAGAUCAAGAGAUAAGCUCUAUUUUAAUUGCAUGAAAGACUUGCAAAUUCUGGGUGCGAUGGUGAUGUGGCCCCAUAUUCCCAGGUUUGAUGAACUUUUUUACAUGUCAAAAAGCGUUGGGUGGGUGUGCUACGCGCUCUGUGUUUUGCAGGCAUUCCUGGACUAAUUUAGCUCCUUUUCUCUCCCGUCAAUGUUCUCUUGCUAUGUCUCAUUUUUUGCAACAAGAAUGGAGCUCCUUUGUUCAGCAUAUGAUUGGCAGGACUGCGUCUUCCUCCAUUCAGGUUCAAGCUGGGUCCCCAGUAGUUUGCCUUAAUUGCCGCUUAGCGUGAAUCACAGAGACUUAUCAGUGUCUGCUUCCUGUGCAGUAUAUUCCUCUUUUAAAUCCCAGCUGCUGCAAAAGGAAACUAUUUCAAAUGUGCUUCUUAACAAACGUGAACUGGCGUGCAUCCCAGGUCUUCUCCAUCUUUGCCUGUAGGAGAAGGAGAGAGUAUAAGAUCUUCCUUUCCUGUCCACCUGCCUCCCUGCCUGCCUGGCCCAACUGCUGCAUUGGUCUCUUCCCUUCUCACUAGCACCGGAUCCAGCCUUUGCUGAGGUUGAUUGUGUUUGCCAGUGCUCCCCCACUUCCCAAGUGUGCUUACACAGCAGUGUCACUCUUGGGCAGCCUACAUCAGUACCUCAGAGCAGUCUCUCUCUGGGCAUUGUGGGAAUUUUUUAAAGUGAUGGCUGGUGGCAGUGGGCUUUGCUGGGAAGUGUGAGCCCAGGCAACUGCCUAAAGAUAUUGAAUCCCUUCCCUCCAUCAGUGGCCUGCCACUCAGCAAGAGAGGAAAACAAAGUGAGGGCCCUUCCACUGGCUUCAUUUGGCCCACCUGUGUUUUAAUGUUUCUGUUGUGCCCACCUUGGGCACCACCCAGCGUUCUUUUCCCGCCACUGGACAGGUGAGUUUUAAUGCUGUGAAACAGGGGAAUCCAGUGCAGCAAGUACUCUAGCAGAAACUCACUGCAGAACAAAUUGCAACCUCUGCUACCAGCAACCUGCUCUUGCAUUCUCUUGCACAACCAUGCCAGCAGAACAAGUACUGUAUAGCACAAAGCAACUUUAACUUAGCGCUACGUUGGAUGCAAGCCUUUGACCUGUUUUUCCUUUUGAAAAGAGAAAAUAGAAUGUAGCACCUAAGAGCUUAAAUGUCACCUCUACCAUGAACUUACUUUGCGGCCUUAGGCGAAUCACACGGCUCACAGCCUCAGUCCCCAACCCCUACCUGCAACAUGAGGAAUAGUAACGACUUAAUGUAUGGGGUUGUAUGUAGGGGUUACAACUAGGUAGUGUCAGAGCCACCAGACUCUUGAGUUGUUGUUUUUUUAAAUAAGUUGUCUCCUUUGUAGACUGAAAGUUAUGAAGUGCCCUAGCCCUGACUACUGUUACGGCUUUUCAUAACACCAUCUUAAUUAAGGUGCCGGUAUUAAGUCCAGUUCUUGCUCUUCUGGUCUGAACUUGCUGUUAAAGCAACCUUUUGACUGUUUGGAAGAUUUUGACUUGUAGGUUCACUGAACUCAGGAGUGGAAGAGCAAUCCUCUGCAGUUGAAUUUUGUUUUCAAAUCUAAUAAUGGAUAUGAAUAUAUUUUAUCUGUUCUUUUUUUUAAAAAAAAAAGAUUGAUUCAAGACAAUAAACGAAAGGAGAACCAUAAAUCUAUACAAGUCAAAUCAGUAUAGUAUGCAGCUGAAGCCCAUGUACCAAUAUGCUUAUUGUUGUUAUUCAUCGGAAUAUUUCUUUUGCACAGCAAGCUUUUUGGCAAGUUACUGUAUCUCCUAUAAUAUGUAAUCCUGAUAUUUUUUUCUGAAUUGUGUACCUCUUUUGUUUUGUGUUUCCACCCCCCCCUCCAGGUGAUUAUAAAUAGCACAAUCACACCUAAUAUGACCUUCACAAAAACAUCACAGAAAUUUGGCCAGUGGGCUGAUAGCCGAGCAAACACUGUGUUUGGCCUGGGGUUUUCUUCUGAACAGCAGCUAACAAAGGUAACUUGAGUUUGAAUUACUUUUUCACUUGUUGUUGCUUUUGUAAAAUCUCCUGCAAUCUCAAUGAAUUAAAAGGAGGAACAUAUAGAUCUUGUGGUAGUCUCUCUCUCUCUCUCUCUCUCUCUCUCUCUCUCUCUCUGUGUGUGUGUGUGUGUGUGAGAGAGAGAGAGAGAGAGAGAGAAACUGGAUUUCUUCCACUUUGUCUUAAUUAAUAGCAACUUGGCUCUUUGCAAGCGAUUAAUCUCCUGUAAUCAAUGAGUGGGCCAGAGUUUGUGGGAGGUGUUAACGUUCAAGCUAGAAAUUUUCUGAGUGUGUUUGAUCAUAUGGUUUUCUAUGCCUAGUUUUCUGUGCCUGCCUUGAAGCCAAACUAGGUGUUAGGCUAAAUGCAAAGGCAUUGCUCAACAGAACAGCUGUGUGUUCUGCUCAUCACUUCAACACGACAUCCCAUCUAAGAACGUAAGAACAGUCUGCUGGAUCUAGCCUUUGGCCAGUGGAGGUACAGUCUUGCUCAUACAGCCAUUAAUACUGCAGCUGCACUAUACAUUUAAAGCGGUAUCAUAUCCCUUUAACAGCCAUGGCUUGCUCCAAAGUAUCCUGGAAAGUGUAGUUUCUUUAGGGAUGCUGAGAGUUGUUCCCCUUACAGAUCUACAAUUCCCAGAAUGGUUUUACGAUCUUCCCAGAGAACUCUGGAAACUAGCUCUGGGAGGCAGAAAAGAGUUCUCCUAACAACCAUAAAUGCCUUUAAAAAACUACACUUCCCAGGAGUUGGGGGGGAGCCAUAGCUGUUUAUGAUGCUGCUUUAAAUGUAUGGUGCAGAUGGGGCUGUGUUCUUGAUACAAUAAUAGUGCAGUAGUUGUGGAUUGAGGGGUCUCGUAACAACUCUCAGCAUACCUUACAAGCCACACUUCCAGGAUACUUUGGAGGAAGCCGUGACGGUCAAAAGUUUUCAGAUACUGCUUUAAAUGUAUAACACAGAUGGAGCCUAGGUACCAGUAGAUCCAGGCGAAUUGGAUGUCGUAGAAAUGAUUUAUUACUUUGGGAGUCUUCCUAUUAGAGACCCUUUUAAACUAGCAAUAGUAGCUUGGUGAUAAAUAGCCCAAUGGUGUACACAAUGUGCACUCUAUUUGUUGAGCUGGUGCUCUUGUCAAAGAAUCAGAAUAAUUUUUCCCAGGCUAGAAAUGAGUCACUUAUCAGGACAGAUAGUUGACAUUUUAAAAAAAGAACUACUCACCAUUAGUGUCUCCGGAUCGUAUUAGUUCACUAAACGUGAUGCCCUUGAACAUUCCACAACUUCCUCAUUAAUCUUGUCCUCCAUAGCCUUGAAGGCUAUAGGCCAUCAGAUGUUCGAUUAGAGGCCAUGUUAACAGAAGUCCCGCUGCUGCCUCAAACAGCGAAAAGUGGUGGCUGUGUUUGUCAGCCGGAUGAAAACAUGGUCAGACUCCUCAUACUUCUGGACUUUUUCGGGAGGAAGAGCCACAGUCCUUUUUUUGUGACAAAUAUGCAUCGGGACAGAGUUCCAGCACUUCCUUUGUUGCUGCCUAUGGCAGCCAUUUUUGGCGACUGAGUAUUUGAUUUUUGAUUUUUAUUGUUAUUCAUGUUUUUAUACUGUAUUUUAUGCUGCUUUUAUAAUUAAGUGUUUUAAAGUGUUUUAAAUUUGUUGUUAGCCGCCCUGAGCCCGGUUUUUGAACUAGGAAGGGCAGAGUAUAAAUAAAAACUUAUUUUUAUUAUUGUUAAGUUGUGGGUGAACAUAUCAGCCGACACAGCGAUUCUUUAAACAGCUCAUGUUUAUUCACAGGCCAGGACAGAACAGAACUGAAGGGUUCAGUCAGCCUGCUUAUACAGAGCUCCAGUACAACAUAAUUGUAACAACUUUCUAAAACUAUCCAAUCACUGAACGUCACUUUCGAUCCCUUAUUUGCAUAACUAUCUACAGUAUCUCCCUGCUGGUCCAGGGUGAGAACUUCAGUACAUAACAAUUAUUAUUCCAUAGCAGUGUCCACGUGCGGCUCACCUUUAGGCUGGACCACCUACAACAAGAGAAUAUAUACAGGGCGGGAAAAGGGGCAAUCCAACAAUAAUGGCUCCACUUCGACAAGAAGCUGAGCUUCGGACUCCACUCACCCUUUAAAGGGGAGAGGUGGUCCCAGUUGCAGCCAGGCCUCUGCCCUCACUUGGCCUCUUGACCCAUCUGCAGUUGGCGAGUCCUGGCCAGUUUUCCACGAGACUGACAAGCGUCUGGAUGGGGGAGACCUUUUGCCUCCUUUCGACCACAUGGGAGGACCCCACUCCAUCCCCAAGACAUCUGGCUUGCUGUGCCAGGCAGAAAAGGGUAAUACGGAUUGAGUAUACAGUGGUACCUUGGUUUACGAACUUAAUCCAUUCCGGAAGUCCGUCCUUAAACCAAAGCAUUCUUAAACCAAGGCGUGCUUUCCCAUAGCAGUGGGGGGCUCAAUUUACAAAUGGAACACACUCAACAGGAAGCAGAACAUGUUCUGCUUCCAAGGCAAAGUUCACAAACCAAAACACCUUCUGGGUUUGCAGCAUUCUUAAUCCAAGUUGUUCAUAAACUAAGCUGUUCUUAAACCAGGGUACCACUGUAUAAUGCCAAUCCUGGACUGGGCUGCCGUGGCUGCCAAUUAGUUUCUGGGCCCAAUUCAAAGUGCUGGUUCUGACCUAUAAAGCCUUAAAUGGCUCAGGGCUGCAAUACCUCAAGGAAUGCUUGUCCUCUUAUGAACUGGCCCGGACCCUGCAAUAUUAUUAUUAUUAUUAUUAUUAUUAUUAUUAUGCAGCCACUCUGGGCAAUUUCCCACAAAUUAAAACACAGUAAGACAUCAAACAUUAAAAAACUUCUCCAUACUGGACGGCCUUCAGAUGUCUUCUACAACUCAGAUAGUUUAUUUCCUUGACAUCUGAUGGGAGGGCGUUCCACAGGGCGGGCGCCACUACCGAGAAGGCCCUCUGUCUGGUUCCCUGUCGCCUCACUUCUCGCAGUGAAGGAACCACCAGAAGGCCCUCGGAGCUGGACCUCAGUGUCUGGGCUGAAUGAUGGGGGUGGAGACACUCCUUCAGGUAUAUAUGGCCAAAGCCGUUUAGGACUUUAAAAUCAUCACUGGAGGCAAUUCUUCGUGUACCACCUCCACGAGAGGUCCGGAGGUCGGCAACACGAGAAUGGGCCUUUUUCUGCUGUGGCCCCCCGCUUGUGGAAUGCUCUCUCCGGCAAGGCUCCCCUGCCGCCUUUGUUACAUAUCUUUAGGCGCUAGGCAAAAACAGGCUAAUUAAACCAUCUAUGGACUUUUAAUCUCUCUGUGUGGGGUUGCUAUUGUUUUUAUUUGCUAUUAUGGUAUGUAUUUUUGUUUUGUUUUUUUAAUAUUGUAACCCGCCCUGUGAUAUUUGGAUGAACAGUGGUACGGAAAAUAAAUAAAUACAGUUUCGUUGUUGCGUAAUUUAGCUACUUCUGACAGAUCCUCAGCAUAGUCUGCUACAGUUGUGGGCAUCUUCCUAAGAAUCGAUGCAGUGUCCUUCAGUUUGCCACCUGUCAAAGAACCUUGGGGAAAAUAACCAUUGUUCACAGGAAACUUUGCUGCGGGUGCAUGGAGCAUGCUUCGAAUCUGGUUCGGUCUGAAAUGUAGCAUUCUUUCCAUCUAUAUUUUCAAUAAGUGGUUGUUCCAGUUCUUGCGAUCUGCAAUAAUUUUGUAAUUGUCUUGAGAGCAGAGCUGUAUUUUCCCCCCAAAGCAUUUGAUCUAAAUAUUAGGCACUUAACUACCCACCCACCCACCUGUGUUCAGCAGUUUUCUUCCUUUGAUAUUAACAAUGUAGAUAAAGCAACCUUGGGGUCCCCUCACCACACCCCUGCUUCUAUAACUGAAACUAAAUCAGGCUGGGAACUAGUUCUUCCAAAUGGAUCCUUUGUACUUUCCCAAGUAUGUCUGCACCAUUCUGGAUUGUUGCUUUUCGUUUGGGGUUCCUGGGGUGCCCUGCAGCACAAUCCUAUACGUGUCUAUUCAAAAUUGGGUCCCACUCAGUUCAGUGGGGCUUACUCCAAGGAAACUCUUUCUCCUCAAGUACCCUGAACAGUUCUGCAAGAAGGUCAAUGAUGAACAUCCAUGUGAAGAAAUCCAAAAGACAAAAUCAAGUAAAGACUAUGGGUUGGAUCUACUCCUGGGUAGUUCCACUUGGAUCCCUAAUGGGACCCAAGUUAUGAUGAUUAAGUACACUGAGUUCAAUGGGACUUAAUUUCAACUGGCUUAGUCUGGAGGGUCUAGCCUAAUACUGCUUUCUCUGCAAGUGUGUCACAGAACCUAAAGAAGCCCAGAUUGAAGGCCAAGCCACUCAAGGACCUAGUUCACACGUCACAACAAACCAUAUUUAAUGGUUUACCAUGCAUGCACCUGUCUCACUGCUUUGCACUAAUGUGUGGAAGAAAGAAACCCUGGUCCCCAGCUUAGUGUUACACCCAAACCAGGGAUCAUGGUUUAUUUCAUUCAAACAAACUAGAGCAAACCUUGGCUGCAGACCAUGGUUUGUUUUGUUGCUGGACAGACUGGGAUCCCCAGUUUGAACAUAGCGCUAAGCCAGGCAUAAUGCUUUCAUUCCUCCAGGCAGGAGUAGGGAAGAGCAAAGGUGAGAAGAUCAGAGCAUUGACCAUAAACCAUUAAUUGUGGCUUAUGAAUGGGGCAAAUGUUGUUUCUUUUUCUACUGUAUUUUAGGGCUAUGUAAAUUGGACACGGGUGGCGCUGUGGUCUAAACCACAGAGCCUAGGGCUUGCCAAUCAGAAGGUCGGCGGUUCAAAUCCCCGCAAUGGGGUGAGCUCCUGUUGUUCAGUCCCAACUCCUGCCAACCUAGCAGUUUGAAAGCACGUCAAGUGCAAGUAGAUAAAUAGGUACCACUGCGGUGGGAAGGUAAACGGCGUUUCCGUGCGCUGCUCUGGUUCGCCAGAAGCAGCUUAGUCAUGCUGGCCACAUGACCCGGAAGCUGUCUGCGGACAAACACUGGCUCCCUUGGCCUAUAGAGCGAGAUGAGCGCCACAACCCCAGAGUCGUCCGCGACUGGACCUAAUGGUCAGGGGUACCUUUACCUUUAAAUUGGCAGAGUGAGAGACUAAACAGUCAGCUGUGAACCUCCCAGUCUUUUCCCAGGUUCCAAAGAAUAGUCCUUUGCUCAGUUCGUUCUCUGUUCCCCUUGGACUAAGCUUACCAUAUGGGUACCUUGCAGCUCACAUUCUUUCAAUCCUCUGCAUUUCCCUUUCUGAAAUUCCCUGAAAGAUUCCCCAUGCCACCUCCAUAAGAAAAUAGGCACAAAGCAGAAUUCUAGAGCAAAUGCAUGCACAGACAUAAUGCACCUUCUCUGCUUCCAUUAAAUUAUUUUGACUUGCUCAGGAGAAGUGGUCUUUGUUCUGUAAUUAAAAAUCUAUAAGGAAAGGAUGCAUUACAGGCUGCCUUGAACCCAGGUCCGAACCCAACAUUCUGCUAUGCCACGCUGGUUCUUAGGCCACACUGUAGAUUUUCAGCACUAUUCUAGUACUUUAUCAAGCAUGGGUUCCUAUGAAGAAUCCUGGGAACUGUAGUUUAAGUGUGCUGAGAGUUGUUAGUAGAACCCUAUUCCCCUUGUAGAGCUACAGUUCCCAGAAUUCUCUGGGAAGAGGUGCUCUUGUUAAACCACUCUGAAAAUUGCAGCUCUGCCAGGGGAACCGGGGUUUCCUAACAACUCUCAGCACCCUUAAACUACGGUUCCCAGGAUUCUUUGCAGGAAACCACAGCUGUUUAAGUUGUUAUGCUGCUUUAAAUGUAUAUAGUGCAGAUAUGGCUGUACUCCCAGCACUGCUGAUGGGAAAACGUCCAUCGCCACCACUCCCAGCUUUGGAGCUGUAGGGCAGGCUGUGUGGUAUGUGCAGUUCAAUCCUCCCAGUACUUCCUCUCCUUUUUUUUUUUUUAUAAAAAAUGAUAUUUAUUAAAAUUUCAAAGAAUACAAGAAUUACACAAAAACAAAAAGUAAAAAUACAAGAAAAUACAAAAUACAGCAAGAAAAAUAAAAAAAACCCCUUAUUAAGAUAUAACAAAGAAAUGAAAAAUAAAAAGAAACAUACAAAAUAAAAACAGUUAAGAACACAUUAAUUUUCCGUAGCAUAUCUUCCUUAAACUUAUUUCCCCGGACCUCCUCGUACCUCCCUUUUUUGUAUUCCAGUUCAGUUUGUUAGUUCAGCAAAUCCUUACCAUUAAGCUUUUACCCAUUUGUAAACCUUUUUUCGUAUCUCUUAAAGCAUUACAGCUGGAAACCACUUAGUUUCUAUCCAACAUCCUUCUAAGAUUCAUUAAUUUUACAAUAUUUCUGUAAAUAGUCUUUAAAUUUCUUCCAGUCUUCCUCUCCACUCCCUGCCCCUUAGCACCUGCCAUCUGAAGCAGCUGCUUCAUUUGGCCUAAUGAUAGGGUUGGCCGUGUCAGCGCUCCUGCAAGAGUCUGAAGCUGCCCUGGAAACAUAUAUGGCCAAAGGGGAGGGAGUCAUAGCUCAGGGACAGAGCACAUGCUUAUCAUGCCGAAAAUGCUUUGUAUGUUCAGUCUCACGUAUCUCAAGCUGUCAGGGCAUGCGCAGAAGUGAUUUCCGAUAUCUGUGUGUACAGAUGUGAUUUCCAGUGCCGCUCAGCGAGUCCCCGCGCUGUGCUGGUUUAGCAUAGUGCAGAGGGGACUCACCAAGUGGGCGGCUCGGUUUGGGGGUGGCUCAUGGGCCGGUAAAACGGUCUUCAUGGGCCGGAUCCAGCCCAUGGGCCACACGUUGCUGACCCCUGUCCUAGAGUAACUGUGAAAUAACUUCAAAAAGUAGGUAGUGUAAUAACUGUAGUGAUGGUGUAAUAGCAUCAGAAAUUUGUGAUAAACAUUUAGGGAUGAUGUGCUCUGCUCUUAUCAGAAUUGUUUAUAUUGCUCCACACCGUACAUUUAAAUAGCAUUCAGAGUGCAUGGUUUUCCCCAAAUAAUCAUGGGAACUAUAGCUUGCAACCGUGCUGGGAGUUGUAGCUCUGUGAGGGGUAAACUACAGUUCCUACGAUUCUUUGGGGGAAGUCGUGACCAUUAAGGUGGUAAAAAGGUGUUUUAAAUACAUGGUGUAGAUGUAACUUAAAGAGAUGCCCCACAAUGCACAAAUAACAAACUUUUGUCAAUGUGGAUUGCUGUGAAUUAAUUAAAGCAGCAAUUUCCAGAUUUAUUUAUUUUUAAACAGAGAGAAGCCCACCACUGUUGAUCCCUCCAGCUUAGUCAGAAAUUAUUCUUCUGACUGAGCCUUAGUUUACCAUCUGGGAAGAAGUAAAUUACAGUAGUAAUGACAUGCUGGUCCACAGGAAUGAGAAGGAGGAUGCGGCAAUAACUGUUAAUUGGACUUCAGUGUCAUUUAUGAAUGUGCCUGCAUGGGAUUGCAAUGAAGUUCAAAGGUUUUGCAAACAGUUUUUGAUAUAGGCUCAUCUUCUUAAAGCUGUAGCUUUCCCUGCUGGCUUGCAUCAUUAAAUCCCACACAAAGCAAGAAUCAUAAAAAUUUCAUGCAGGCUAAAUGUCAAAAUCUGUGGAAGACUUAUUAUGCAAGAUGGAAACAUGUGAUUCUGUCUGGUCUUGCAUUUUUAAAAGGGGGUGGAUUCCUUAUCCAGAUCAGGAUUCUGAGACCCUAAGCAUUGCAGGGAUAAUAUUAUCUUAUUUUAUUUAAUGAGAAUUGUGCAACCUUAAGGUAAGUUGUACAAUAGGGCAUGCAUUAGUUAGGCUUGUUGGAUUACAAUGGGAUGACAAUAAUGAAAUAAUGGAUCUGUAUUCUUGUUGCUCCCUAAACCCAGCAAUAAAUUUUCAACAUUUAACAGCCUCACAUCCAUUAUUUUUAUGAUGUCUGAGGCCAGAGGUUACUGUAAGGCUGACAGCCAAAUUACAUUCAUGGUCAGUUGCAAGAAUUUAUUAAGGCGCUUUCCUCACAUACACACAUACCUCAAAUGUGCUCUCAAAUGAUUAUUUGUCAUUACCUGUCACUCCUGCCUCCGCCUCAAACCAUCACAGACAUUUCUCUUUCAUUAAAUUGACGUUUCAAGAUCAGAAUUGGGAGUGGACACCACACCCAAGGGUAGGAGCAGGAAAUUCCCCUUCUAUUCCCUAUCUUAUUUGAACCUUUAAUUUUCCCCUUGUCGGAUUGGAUGGGUGGUGGUCUUUAGAUCAGGGAGAGUAUGAAGCACAGCUUCCCACAGCACUGUUGCAUCAAUCAAAUGUGGACACCCCUCCAACCUGUUAAGAUGUAUAACUUGCUGCUGAAAUGGAAUACUCAGGAUGAAACGGUGAAAUCUGCUAUGAUUAAAUGGGCACAAGACAUUGGACAUAACAUAAUGAUGGCUGACUGGGAACAGUUGUGGACCACAGGUAUGAAGUUUACGGCAUGUAAUGCCUUAAGAGAGAAUAUUAUGAAAAUGAUAUACAGGUGGUACAUAACCCCAGUCAAGCUUGCAAAAAUCUACCAUUUGCCCGAUAAUAAAUGUUGGAAAUGCAAAGAAACUGAAGGUACAUUCUUUCACCUUUGGUGGACGUGCCCAAGGAUUAAGGUUUUCUGGGAGAUGAUUUAUAAUGAAUUAAAAAAGGUAUUUAAAUAUACCUUCUUGAAGAAACCAGAGGCCUUUCUCCUGGGCAUAGUCGGCCAAUCGGUAUUAAAGAAGGACAGAACUUUCUUUAUGUAUGCUACAACAGCAGCAAGAAUACUUACUGAAAAGCAUUGGAAGACACAAGAUCUACCCACACUGGAGGAAUGGCAGAUGAAAAUGAUGGACUACAUGGAAUUGGCGGAAAUGACUGGCAGAAUCCGAGACCAGGGAGAAGAGUCGGUGGAAGAAGAUUGGAAGAAAUUUAAAGACUACUUACAGAAAUAUUGUAAAAUUAAUGAAUGUUAGAAUGAUGUUGGAUUGAAGUUAAGUGGUUUCUAGCUGUAAUGGUAUAAAAGAAUAUGGAAAAAUUGGUUUUCAAUAUGUAAAAACUUAAUGCUAUAAUAUAUUAAGAUUAAAGAUCAGGAUUAAAAGGAGGGAAAGGAAUUGCUGGACUAACAAAUUGAAUUGGAAUACAAAAAAGGGAGGUAUGAGGAGGUCCGGGAAACAAGUAAAUGUAAGAGAAGUGAUGAAAAGUUGGAAUUGUUUUUAACUGUUUUUUCUUUUUUGUACUUUGUAUUUUUCUUUUUUCUAUUGUAAAUUUUUUUAUCAAUGUAAUCUUUUUCUUUUGAAAUUUUAAUAAAUAUCAUUUUUAAAAAAAGAGAAAGGGAGGGAAGGACAGUUCUAAAUUAGGUUGCAUUGCAUGUAUGGAGAGUUUUAGACUCAGUUUUAAGACAGUGUUUUUAAAUUGACGGUGUUUUAAUGAUGCAGUACAUUACUCUGAGCUCCCUGCUGGACACAAGGAUGGUAUAGGAAACAAAUAAAUAGAUAUAUAGAUAUAUUAUCUUGCAUCCUGUGUGAUUUGACUCUAAUUUUGACCUUCUAUAAAUCAGAAUUAGCCAAGUUUGCAGCUAAUCUGUGAGGAAAGGAGAUCUGCCAGUGUGCAGUGUUACACAACUGGAGCUCUGAUUCAGGCUCUCAGCAUCCAGAUGUUAAUUGUGUGCUUUCUGCAAUCGUCUCCGGGCCACAUUUAAAUGUUAUCUUAAUUAUGCAGCUUGCAGCUAUAUAUCUUUUUGCGUACCCUUUGUUGUUGCUGCUGAAUUUUUUUCCUUUCUCCUUUUUUAUAACUUAAUUCAUUUGUAACUGAAUACCAAUAAAAUGCAAAUUAAAUAUAUAUUAACAGCCAUAGGAGAGCCUGAUUUUUACUGGCCUGAGGUUCUCCACCAGCACCUCAUUGUAUAGAAACAAAACUAGAACCCCUCCACCUCAAUUUCUGAUUCUUUUGGAUGCCCCCAGAGGAAUACUUUAAAGCUCACUUUUCUCUAUGCCAGGGACGUCCAGCAGGUAGAUAAUGAUCUACUGGUGGAUCAUGGGGGGUAUGUUGUAGAUUUUGGUAGAUCGCGGAAACCCCACCCCCAUCCCAAAUAUAUAUAUUUUUAAAUAAAAGCUCAACAACUUUGGUAGAUCACUGCCAGUUAUUUUAUAGUGGAGUAGAUCUCAGUCUCUUGAAAGUUGGACACGCCUGCUCUAUGGACCUUCAUAAUUCAUUCAGGCUAAUUUAAAAUCAGUUAGAGUAAGCUGUUAUUUGCGGCUGUCCUAAUGUAACACUUUGCUUAUGUGUUUAUGUUCAGUUUGCCGAGAAAUUUCAAGAGGUGAAAGAAGCUGCCAGACUGGCAAGAGACCGGUCUCAAGAAAAAACAGAGACUUCUAGCAAUCAUUCCCAAGUAAGUGAUUUAUCUGAAUGUGGAAUAUGGGAACGUGGUCUCGUUGAUUUGAAAAUGGAUUUUGUGAAAGAGAAGAGCAGUUGAAAAUGCUACCCAGGGUCAGCUUCAGGUGAGCGUUAGCAAAGAAAUAAAGUAUUUUAACAGCAGCAACAAAAAUGAUUCUUGGCGAUUGCUUUUGGUGGAUCUGCUUACUUGCUUGAGACCUAAUGGCCCAGGCUGAUGGCAGAUGCCACAUACAACAGAUGAGCUGAGAAAGCUGUUCCUGGACUGUACGACUUCUGACCUUAGGUAAAGGGAGUCACAUGUUUGGCACGUUAUCCUUAAAAAAGGCAUCUCCAGAGCUCCCUUCAUUUGCACUCAUAGCAGGGAGAAUUCAGAGAUGCGGGAUCUUUUUUUCUGUUUUGCUAGAAUGUCAAGGUCUGCAAGCGAGAGCCAGUCACAAAAUGGUGAAGCCAGUUUUACCUGCACACUGGAAUGCAUACAAAUCUACCUGUAAGUUUCCAGGCAUCAGUGCUUCUAACACUCCAAAACUGGCCCACAUCGCUGAAUGAAGACAUAUGGCAGCCAAUUAGUACUCUCAUUUGACAAGCAAGGGACACGGAUGUUAAGAGAGAAGCAAUUAAGACCAGCCAUGACAGAGAUUUUUUUUUAUUUGAAUUUUUACUUUAACUUGUUAAAGCAUUGGUAGGCAGAGACAACUGGAAAUCUACUGCAAAUCACUUAGAAAUCUACCAGUAGAUCUGAAUCUACCUUCGGCCUGCCCCUGAGAUAGAAAUUUUUGCAUCUUAAGGAGAAGAGUUUGGGCCUAGCCAUCUCCCAGCCUGGCUUGAAAAUCUUUGCGUACGGGGAAUUUUCCAAUAGCAUUCAAAGCUGAGGUGAUACAGUCCAGGAACAAUUUUGCCAAGUGAUCCGAUUGCGUUGACUCGCCCUCUGAAAUACAAUGACCAUCCUUUCUUGCAGAAGGUGUUCCCUCUGGGUCGUUUGGAAGAUGGUGGGGGCGCCUGCGGGGGUUCUGCGUUGUAGCACGUUGAGAAGCAGCAGGCCUUUAUCGUAACAAUUUUUUUGGUUUGCGGAAUGCCUUGUGCAGGAAUCAGGCCGCGAAACUCCGUGUUCUACUCGGGCGUCCAGCGUCAAUGGGACGGACGAUGAGAAGGCAUCGCAUGGUGGUCCCUCAGAUGCACAACUGAAAACAGAGAAUGACAAACUGAAACUUGCCUUAGCCCAGAGGUGAAGCUGCUUUCAUGACUACAUUAUUGUUGGCUAUUUGUUGGUCACUGCGUCCCCAGGCCAAAAGAAGUGCCCAUGCUCUUUAGUGGGAGAGUACUGUAUUUUUUGUUCUAUAAGACUCACUUUUUCCCUCCUAAAAAGUAAGGGGAAAUGUGUGUGCGUCUUAUGGAGCGAAUGCAGGCUGCGCAGCUAUCCCAGAAGCCAGAACAGCAAGAGGGAUUGCUGCUUUCAUUGCGUAGCGAUCCCUCUUGCUGUUCUGGCUUCUGAGAUUCAGAAUAUUUUUUUUCUUGUUUUCCUCCUCCAAAAACUAGGUGUGUCUUGUGGUCUGGUGCGUCUUAUAGAGCGAAAAAUAUGGUACUUCUUUUGUACUAACAGUGGGGGCUGGGCUAUUAGGACGGAUGGAGCACUCCCCAAACAACCUCAGUCUGCCCUCAGCCAAUCACUGCCUACUUACAGUCAGGGAAGUGGCUGCGCUCUGGCUCCCCCUACUGUUGGUCCUCCCUGCUUUCCACCCUGUCUGUCCCAAUUAGCACCAACGGCCACUUCUUGGGGCAGAUCCACACCACAUUUAAAGCACAACACCCCCCCCCCGAAUCAUGGGAACUGUAGUUUCCCCUAACAGAACUACAAUUCCCAACACCCUCAACAACACAGAGUUCCCAAGUUUCUUUGUGGGAAGUCAUUUGCUUUAAAUGCAUGGUUAGAUAGCAAGCAGGAGUUGAGAGCUAACUUUAUCCUAUGGGGGUUGGGGGGCUCUGAUUUGACUUUGAAACUCCCUGCUGAGAUAACUCGUCUAGUUCUCUUGUUGAUAUUCUUCUGCCAGGAGGCAAAAAACCUCUUUAUUUAAACAGGUGUUUGGCCCACCAAGCUGAUUGUUUUUUUCCUGCUUCGCUGUGUUUUAAUCCAUUUUUAAUUUAAUUAUGUUUUUAACAGGCUGCUCUUUUAAAUCUGAUACAGCUUGCUUUUUUAUAUGGUUUUCAUUAUGAAAUUUUCUAUUUCUUAAGUGGAUUGGUCAUUUUCUGAUCUGGACACCAGUAACUGUGACAUGUUAUAAACUUAGCUCUGCAAUUCACAUAAUACAAGCAUGUCUUACAAACAUGUUGGGAUAAAGUCAUGCCACAUUAUUACUGCGGUAGCAGCACUGUAUUAAUAUAGGUAUCAGGGUAAGUGUCCAAGCCCUCUAAGCAUAGCAAUUACCCAAGGUAUAAACCUGACAGGGAGUGUUUUUUGGAGGAACCAUAUAAAAAACCAAAUUCACAGUAAAGUGAAGCUUAGGGUGAUACGCAGUUAGAACUAGUAACUUCUUAAACCUACUACCACCCUCUUGUUUUUCAAAUUGUCAGCUGAAAAAUAAAAUAAAAUCCCACCACCAUCCCAACUGUCAGUUAUCCCACUUUCCCUCCAAGGAGCUUGAGGUGACACAUGAGGUUCUCUUCCUCUCAGUUUCAUCCUCACAGCAACCCCAUGAAAUGGGUUAGGCUGAGAGACUAUGACAGGCCCAAGGUCAACCAUAGAGCUUUUUGGCUGUAUGAAGCUUUGAACCUUGGUGUCCCAGGUCCCAGCCCAAUCCCCUAACCACUACAUCACACUGGCUCACUCAAUAAUAAUAAUAAUAAUAAUAAUAAUAAUAAUAAUUUAUUCCCCAGCCACUCUGGGCAGCUUCCAACAAAAUAUUAAAAUACAAUAAUUACCGUAUUUUUCGUUCUAUAGGACGCACAUUUCCCCCUCCAAAAACUAAGGGGAAAUGUGUGUGCGUCCUAUAGAGCGAAUGCAGGCUGCGCCGCUAAGCCCAAAGCCAGAACAGGAAGACGGAGCACUGCGGAGCGCUCCGUCUCGCUGUUCUGGCUUGGGAACAGCCUUGCUAGCUUCUGCAGGACAGCGGGGUGAAGGCACCCCGCUGCCCUGCAGAGGCUUGCGCGCAGCCCUCCCCAAGCUAGAGCAGACGGCUGCGCGCAAACCUCUGCAGGGCAGCGGGGUGCCUUCACCCCGCUGUCCUGCAGAAGCUAGCAAGGCUGUUCCCAAGCCAGAACAGCGAGAUGGAGGGCUCCGUCUCGCUGCUCUAGUUUGGGGACGGCUGCGCGCAAACCUCUGCAGGGCCGCGGGCGCUGCGCUCCAAAGGCUUCAGGGAUCUUGAGGCUGGCGGUGGGGAAGCAGCGCUUCCCCACCGCCAGCCCCACAAGCUCUGGUGAAUGUACCUUGAACGCACCUUGUUUUGGAGGGGGAGAACAAGAAAAAAAAUCUUUUUCCCUGUUCUCCCCCUCCUAUGAUCCGGUGCGUCCUAUGGUCCGGUGCGUCCAAUGGAGCGAAAAAUACGGUAAUAAAUAUUAAAAGCUUCCCUAAACAGGGCUGCCUUCAGAUGUCUUCUAAAAGUCUGGUAGUUUUUUUCCUCUUUGACAUCUGGUGGGAGGGCUUUCCACAGGGCGGGUGCCACUACUAAGAAGGCCCUCUGCCUGGUUCCCUGUAACUUGGCUUCUCGCAGCGAGGGAACCACCAGAAGGCCUUCGGCGCUGGACCUCAGUGUCCGGGCAGAACGAUGGGGGUGGAGACGCUCCUUCAGUUAUACUGGGCCGAGGCCGUUUAGGGCUUUAAAGGUCAGUACCAACACUUUGAAUUGUGCCUGGAAACGUACUGGGAGUCAAUGUAGGUCUUUCAGGACCGGUGUUAUGUUGUCUCGGCGACCGCUUCCAGUCCAUGCUCCUUUCAACUCCAUGCUCUGACUUAAGCAUUCCCUACAGUGGUGCGCAGUGUUGUUGAACUCCAGUUCCCACAAUCCCUGGCACUGCCCAUCCUUGCUGAGACUGAUGCGAGUUGGGAGCUGGGAACAUCUGGAGGUUCCCCAUGUGGCAAUCUCCUCCCCUGCCCUUUUAAACACAGGCCCACCCAAACAUGGUCAAACCUGUUGGAAGCCAAAAUCAAAUAAGUAGGAGGUCUACUGUGAUCCACCAAUACUAGAGCAAUACAAAUAGUGCUCUGUGCAUGAGAGAGAGACAGAGAGAAGCUUUUGGGUCACUUUGUGUGCCUUGUUUUGUUUCACUAAGAGGCUGUUUAAAGAGGAUCAGAGAAGUUUCGCCACGCCACAUGUAUUUGUCCUGCUGGAAGGAUUUAAAACAAUACCGAUACUGUUCUUGGACACUGUUACGCCCUCAGAUGUAUUUAUGAUAUUGACGAGAGAGGUGUUUAACAGUCAGCCUUCCAUGAGAGAGAUUUUCUAGUAUUAAGAACAAAAGACUUCCAUGAGAGAGAUUUUCUAGUAUUAAGAACAAAAGAAGAGCGUAAAGGCCAUUUACUCUAGCACCCUGCCGCCACAAAGUAGGUGUGCAAAGUGUGACCAUUCCAGUAAAUUGCCCGGGUGAAAGCAGCCAAAAUGGUACGUGUUUUCUCUUUAGGAAACUCCCUGGUUCCACGACUGCCCAAAAUAAAUGUUGCAAGGGUUUGAGUAAUCAAGUUACAUUUGCAGUUUGGGAAUAUGCUUGGAAGGCUGGACAUAGCAAAUGGCUAUAAACUUAUAAGGUGACAGUGGGAACUGAGAAAAUAUGGAUAUUUCAUAAUGACAGAGCUUACGAGUUAUAUAAGGGUGCAAGAAGGGAGCCAAAAAAAUUACAGUUUUUUUGCAGAACUGGAAUAGGUUUGUAGAAGAUUAGCAUAAUAAGGCACACAAUUCAUGAGGUAUAAAGUUUUUUUAUUUGACCUGCUGUAACAAUAAAUAUGAAUAUGAGUAAUAUUAACCAGAUAUGAAGGUAUUAUACCAUGAACAGAGCUGUUGUAUUGUAGUAAACGUGAAUGUGUGUGUGUGAGAGAGAGAGAGAGAGAGAGAGAGAGAGAGAGAGACCUGGAAUAUGUGUGUGUGAUUAAUCUUAAAAAACACUUAAUCCAUCCCUGUUAAUCAGGAUUAUGUAUAUUUCAAACUACUUCCCCCUCCCAGUUCUGAGGUAUUUUAUAUGCUACAUAAUGAGUGCCUCUUAUCUGGUCUAUAGAAAAAACUAUCGAGAAAUCUCCAAUGUUUGUGUGAUUCUCCAUCCCCCUCUUUCUUUUAGCUCCUCCAAUGUAAAGAAAUGGGAAACGGAACUGCACAGUCUUAGGGAGAGCAAUGCCAGACUGACUUCUGCACUCCAAGAAUCUGCAGCCAGCAUAGAACACUGGAAGAAGCAGUUUUCCAUUUGCAAAGAUGAGAACGAUCAACUUAGGAGCAAGGUAUUGGAUGCUUUACUAAUUUUAUUAGUCAGAAAACAUGCCAGUGUGCUGUAACGAUUAGAUGAGGAGUGAGGGAACUUCUCCAACCCUGAGGGCUGCAUUUCCUUUUGAGAAACCUUCUCUUUUGAAUGAUGGUUUGGGCAAUUUACAGAGGCAAAGCUUCAAUGGUACCCUGGACAGCUCCAGGCAGGGCUCAGGGCGAAGGCUCCAGAAGAGGAGAGCUCAGAUGUUGCAGCAGCAGCAGCUAGUCUGGGGUGUGGCUUGAGGAGGGGGCACUUCCAAAGGAAGGGCCCAUGGACCCGAGAGCCACCAUCUCUGAAUUCGAGUAAUGGACAAGAACUGCAAGGUUCUGAGGGUUCCUUGGGAAGAGAGAUUUAUUGUUAAACCAUUCAGGGAACUACAGUGGACCCUCUAGUUAUGUACCACUCUGGAUACGUAACUUUCGGGUUACGAACGGGGCAAACCCAGAAGUGUAUACUUCCAGGUUUCGCCACACACGCACAUGGGCAGAAGCACUCAGUCACGCCAUGCGCAUGCGCAGAAGUGGUGCCUCUGCCCACGGACUUUUUGGGUUGCGGACGGUCCACUGUAUAGCUCUGUGAGAAGAAUAGGGGUCUUAAGCAUUUGUGGUAACAAAUAAAUUGGUUCUUACUCCGGGAUGAAUAUUUUAGUAUCUAUACUUAAUAGCUAGCCUAUGGAUCCUGGUCCGUAACAAACCUUGGAGGUAGAUCCGUUUAUUUCACUUAUGUAAUGCAUUGGCAACUUGCAAAAAUAAAAGUUGAGAACUUAAAAUGCAUUUUAGCCAAUAUAAAAAUCCUGGUGCCGCUUCAUGCAUUCCUAGCUGUGCUGAGUUGCCCUGGGAUAGUCCAAAAAUUGCUGGAGGGAGAGGUCAAGGCACAAUCAUUCCUGUCUACUAAAAACUGCUUUGCCCAAUAUUAGAUGUACCGGAUGUAAAUGUCCGGGGAGAAUAACAAAAAGGUGUAAACUUUGGAGCAGUCCAGGAAUAGUAGUGUGCACUGCCACUAAAUAAUAUGGUGCGGUAUUUCACUGUUACCGUAUUUUUCGCUCUAUAAGACGCAGCAGACCAUAAGACGCAUCUAGUUCUUGGAGGAGAGAAAAAAUCCCUCUUGCUGUUCUGGCUUCUGGCUUCUGGGAUAGCUGCGCAGCCUGCAUUCGCUCCAUAAGAUGCACACACAUUUCCCCUUACUUUUCAGGAGGGGGAAAGUGAGUCUUAUAGAGCAAAAAAUACGGCAAUAGACCCACACACUCCUGGCAGAAGUUUAUUGACAGCAGGGUUUUUUGGUUUCCAUCAAUGCUACUUGUAGCAAGAAUCCCACAGCACUGAACUUGAUUUGUGGGGAAAGGCAGCUUUGCUCAGUGCUGGGAGAACUAUGCAGAAAUGAGUUCUUUUUUUCCUUCAUAAGGACCUGUACCUUGAACACACUGGCUGCAUUUGGAUGAUUGCAUCUUGGCUUCAUAAGCUGACCUAUACACAAGCCUUUUUGCUGUGGUUGCAGCCUCUUUGCUUCUCCCUCCAAAGCACAUUCAAAGAACACUGUUUCCCUCAAAGAAUUCUGGGUGUUGUAGUUUAUCCCUCAGAGUUACAAUUUCUAGCAACCCUUAACAAACAAGUGCUUUAAAUCAGUCUCUAGCUGUUUUUGGAUUACAACUCUCAUCAUCCCUAGCUAUCAUAGAAUCAUAGAAUCAUAGAGCUGGAAGAGACCACAAGGGCCAUCGAGUCCAACCCCCUGCCAAGCAGGAAACACCAUCAGAGCACUCCUGACAUAUGGUUGUCAAGCCUCUGCUUAAAGACCUCCAAAGAAGGAGACUCCACCACACUCCUUGGCAGCAAAUUCCACUGUCGAACAGCUCUUACUGUCAGGAAGUUCUUCCUAAUGUUUAGGUGGAAUCUUCUUUCUUGUAGUUUGGAUCCAUUGCUCCGUGUCCGCUUCUCUGGAGCAGCAGAAAACAACCUUUCUCCCUCCUCUAUGUGACAUCCUUUUAUAUAUUUGAACAUGGCUAUCAUAUCACCCCUUAACCUCCUCUUCUCCAGGCUAAACAUGCCCAGCUCCCUUAGCCGUUCCUCAUAAGGCAUCGUUUCCAGGCCUUUGACCAUUUUGGUUGCCCUCCUCUGGACACGUUCCAGUUUGUCAGUGUCCUUCUUGAACUGUGGUGCCCAGAACUGGACACAGUACUCCAGGUGAGGUCUGACCAGAGCAGAAUACAGUGGCACUAUUACUUCCCUUGAUCUAGAUGCUAUACUCCUAUUGAUGCAGCCCAGAAUUGCAUUGGCUUUUUUAGCUGCCACGUCACACUGUCACACUGACAAACUGGAAUGUGUCAGGUCAGGGAUGAUGGGAACUGCAGUCCAAAAAACAGCUAGAGACCCAAGUUUGGUAAAAACUCUGCUCUAGGCCUUCCGCAGCCCCUUCAGCAACCUGCUGCUAUCUCCUCAUUUUCCUGCAACGUUUCCAUUAUUUAAAAACGUUAAAAGCAAAUGAUAAGUAUUUGUAGUGGAUUGGGAACUCAGACUGGCUCCUUUCAACCCUUCUUUAAGAUUGACGAACUGGAAGAGCAGUGCAAUGAAAUAGAUAAGGAGAGAGAACGAAAUGCGCAGCUGAGCAGGCGCCUCCAGGAAUUGGAAACGGAGCUGCAAGACAAGGAGCUGGUAUGUAAAACAAAGAAUGGUAAUGAAGUGCUUAAAGCUGCGGACAUGCAGCCACAACAUCUUUGGGGAAUCAAUCCGCUUCCACAGUACUUGUAAAACAAAAACAUAAAAAACCCUAAUGCAGAUUGCUUUAGAAGCUGAGCAAGCCCUGGAGGCUUUGGGCACAACGACAUGACUGAUGCUCUGGAAAAUGCCAUGGGUUCCUAGCAAAACAUUAGGCUUUUGUGCUCUGUCUGUUUUACCUUGGUACCUUAUUCUCAUUUUGUGUGUGUGUGUUCUGUUUUAAUGCAGUAACAAAAGCUGGACAAAUUUUUAAGUUGGGUAGAAUGGUUUUUGUUUUCUAAGUGAGCAAACUGAGCCCUCCUGGGGAAGCUGGGAGGGUUAGAUAACCCACAGGGGCAGGUAGAAGUGAUGGUUGGUACCCUUCUUAAGGUACGUGUAUACUGCAAGCUUCCUCCAAUGAACCCUGGGGAUCUGUCCUUUGAGAAAUGUGUGAGGAAGGUGUUUUUCUUCUACGCAGAGGAAACCAGAGAGACACAGUGGGAUACAGCGAUUAGAGCAGGGGUCAACAAACUUACUGCGCCUCGAGCCGGUGUCUCCAGUGCCAAUCGUGUGGAGGGCAGGGGAGCGCGUGCCCAUACAUGUGAGAACACGCUAUUUCCGGUGCACUUCUGGGUCGGAGGAACACCGGAAAUAGCUUGUGCGCAUGUGCACGGGCCUCCUCCGACCCAGAUGUGCACCGGAAAUAACGCUUUCGCAUGUGCAAAUAACGCUUGCGCAUGCGCACAAGCUAUUUCCAGUGCUCCUCCGACCUGGAAGUGGGAAGCCACGCAGCGCAGCACCGGUAAGAGCGGGCGGCGGCGGCGAGGGUCACCACGGGCUGGAUAAACAAGUCCCUUUGGCCUUAUCUGGCCCGUGGGCCUUAGUUUGGGGACCCCUGGAUCAGAGUGUCAAACUAGGGACCCGGGAGACCAAAUCACCACUUGGCCUUGAAGCUCACUGGGCGGUCUUGGGGGCAGUCAAUUGCCUCUCAGCCUAACCUACCUCACAGAGUUGUCAAGCUAUUGCAAUCCAACAGCUACCCAGUGUUGGAAGACGUUUACACAGAUCUCUUGAAAGCUGUUGCGCGUUGUAAUAAGUCUAUACCAAAAUUUCCUGCUUGGUUUCAACUCCAUCUGCUCAUACAAGGGACAAAACAAAAGGAGCAUAGAAUUGUAGAGUUAGAAGGGAUCCCAAGGGCCAUCUAGUCCAACCCCCUGCAACACAGGGAUCACGCCUAAGGAAUCCCUGACAGAUGGUCAUCCAACUGCUGCUUCAAAACCUCCUAUGAAGAAGAGUUGACCACUUUCUGAGGCAGUUUGUUCCACUGUCAAGUAACUCUUACAAUCAGAAAGUUCUUCCUAAAGUUUAGUUGGAAUCACCUUCCUAGUAAUUUUAAUCCACUGGUUCGGGUCCUGCCCUCCGGAACAGGAGAAAACAAGCUUCCCCCAUCUUCCAUGUGACAGCCCUUUAGAUAUUAGAAGGUGGCUAUCCUUUCACCUCUGUCUUCUCUUCUAAACAUACCCAACUCCCUCAACUGUUCCUCAUAAGGCUUGGUUUCCAGCCACUUUAUCAUCUUGGCUGCCCUCUGCAUAUGUUUCCCCUUGUCAAUAUCCUAGAUCAGUUGGUAGAGCAUGCCCAGAACUAGACACAGUACUCCAGGUGUGGCUUGACCAAGGCAGAAUAGAGCAGGGACGCGGGUGGCACUGUGGUCUAAACCACUAAGCCUCUUGGGCUUGCUGAUUAGAAGGUUGGGAGUUUGAAUCCCCACAACGCAGUGAGCUCCCAUUGCUCUGUCCCAGCUCCUGCCAACCUAGCAGUUCGAAACCACACCAGUGCACGUAGAUAAAUAGGUACCACUGCAGUGGGAAGGUAAAUGCUGUUUCGAUGCUCUCUGGUUUCCGUCACGGUGUUCCGUUGUGCCAGAAGUUGUUUUAGUCCUGCUGGCCACAUGACCUGGAAAGCUGUCUGUGGACGAACGCCGGCUCCCUCGGCCUGAAAGCGAGAUGAGCACCGCAAGCCCAUAGUCGCCUUUGACUGGGCUUAACCAUCCAGGGGUCCUUUACCUUUACCUUACUCCAUGUGCGGCUUGACCAAGGCAGAAUAGAGCAUUACUAAAAGAUACGACCCUUUUCUGUGCUGAAACAAGGCCUAGGCUGAACGCAAGGCAUGGCUCAUGCUAGGGGCAAGUCAAGGCAAGGUGAUGUUUAUGCUGGAUGCAGGACAAGGUUCUGACUGGAUGAAGGUAAGGCGAGGCUCAGGCUUGAUGAGGGCAGAGCAGGCUGUAAGGUAGGGCAGUGCUUGUCCUGUACUCUAGGAAUCCAGAACUCUGAUACAGUGCCACAUCCUCAGACCAGAGAGGCUCUGGCCGUACAGGCUCAUUGGGAAGCAGCACUUCUGAGGCUGUCCCUGUGCGCCCUUCCCCUUCUUGUUCAGAGUCCUUGACUCUUCCUCACCUGCAGAAGAGGAACCUGACUCCUGGUCCCUGACAGACAAUUGCAUUGUACUGAAUUAACAGCUGUCUGGAAAACUUGUUGGGGCUGUCUCAGAUCUAUUCCUUCUUGCUUCCCCACCCGCCUCUCCCUGCUUUCAGCAGCUGCAGCUGGGAGGAAGAUUGACAUCUUAGGAUAAUGGUGACACAGCGCAAAACACACACACAAAAAAACCUUCUUGUUGUAGCAUUCAUAUAUUCAUUGAACUGGAAUAAGGGAUUAAGGUGGCUUGAUGGGGCCGAGGCAGAGACAAAAAUAGAGUUUAGUUUUGGAAUUUAAAGGUAAAAGGUAAAGGGACCUCUGACCAUUAGGUUCAGUCGUGACCGACUGGGGUUGCGGCGCUCAUCUCUCUUUAUUGGCUGAGGGAGCUGGUGUACAGCUUCCGGGUCAUGUGGCCAGCAUGACUAAGCCGUUUCUGGCGAACCAGAGCCACGUACAGAAAUGCCGUUUAUGUUCCCACCAGAGUGGUACCUAUUUAUCUACUUGCACUUUUUUUAUAUAUUAUAUUUUUAUUAAUUUUCAAAUACAAAAACAAAUUUAUACAUUCCAUACAACUUAAUUACAUCUUACUUCUCUUUUUGACUUCCCUCAAUUUGUCUGCCAUUCCUUCCUUUUGUUACCUUUUACACAUUUCUGCCCUUUUAACCCUUUCCCCUCACAGAGCUUCCUUUGAAACUUACAAACGUAAUUUUAUUAUCACUCAGUUUUUGCAUAUAUUGGAUAAACUUUUCCCAAUCUUCUGUAAAUCUUUGAACUCGUCGAUUCCGGAUCCUUCCUGUCAUUCUGUCCAAUUCUGCAUAAUCCAUCAUUCUUCUAUCGUAGGUAAUUCCUCCUGUUUCUAUUUCUGGGCCAUCAAUAUUCUUGCUGCUCUCACUGCAUAUAAAAAUAACUUCUUUUCUUUCUUAUUUAUCUCAUUACCUGUAAUGCCUAGUAAAAAUGCUUCUGGUUUCUUAACAAAUGUAUAUUUCAACAUUUUCUUCAAUUCAUUUUAAAUCAUUUCCCAAAAGCAUUUUACCUUCUUACAUUCCCACCACAUAUGAAAAAGGUACCUUCUUUUUCUUUACAUUUCCAACAUUUGUUACUUAUCUUAUACAUUUUUGCUAACUUCACAGGUGUUACAUACCAUCGGUACAUCAUUUUCAUAACAUUUUCUUUUAUAACUGUGCAUGCAGUGAAUCUUAAGCCUUCUUUCCAAAGUCUUUCCCAAUCCUCCUUUGUAUAUUGUGCCCUAUAUCUUUGGCCCAGUCGAUCAUAACUGAUUUUACCUCCUCAUCCUUUGUACACCAUUCCAGUAAUAUCUUAUACAUUUUUGCUAAAUUCUAAUAAUCAUUAUUCAAUAUUUCCAUCUGAAAUUUUGAUUCUUUGUCAGCAAAACCCCUCUGAUUUAAAUCUUUUCUAAACAUCUUAUCUACUUGCACUUUGACGUGCUUUCGAACUGCUAGGUUGGCAGGAGCAGGGACCAAGCAACGGGAACUCACCCCGUCACGGGAUUGGCAAGCCCUAGGCUCUGUGGUUUAACCCACAGCGCCACCCACGUCCCUUUUUGGAAUUUACACGCACACAAAAACCCCAUUUAGUUUCUGGGUUCAGUUCAGCAUGGUACCACGAAACCUUAAGGACCACCCAUCCACCUUAUAAACCAGCCCAGACCCUGCAACACAGGCAGGCAGUCCACGAAGCAGUCUGAAGCAAGCUGUGAGAGGGCAUCACCCUGAGAGGAGGAGGAGAAGCCACUGCCAAUAGCUGGGGCUGCACCUCCUGUUGCCUCUCCACCAGCAGCAGUGCCACCACUCUCCACACCAUCAUGCUCCCCCCCCCCCGCACAGGUGGAGCUGGCCGCGCAUAGCUGUCAACUUUUCCCUUUUCUUGCAAGGAAUCCUAUUCGGAAUAAGGGAAUUUCCUUUAAGAAAAGGGAAAAGUUGACAGCUAUGAGCUGGCGCCCCUGCUGCUACCUUCUGCCUCUUGCCACUGCUGGGCACCUGGUGGUUGGCUCCCAGGUCUUGCCACUGCCAGGCACUCACUGCUCCUCAAUGCUUUCCACCUCCACAACCCUGGAGGCUGCAGCAGCAUGCUCAAGUGGCAACUCCUCUAUUUGCUCCUGGGCCACUGUCUUCCUCCUGCUCACCCUCUUUGAGUUCACCUGGGGUAGAGGAGCACAACAGCAGGAUUGAGCUGGAGGGGGCAAGUACCUGGCAGUGGGAAGAGGGGCAGGAGGUGGGAUCACAGCCAGGGUUUUCGCCUCUAGUGGCAAAACAUCCUGGGCCACCCCUGCCCUGCAGUCUUCAUCAGAGGCUCUUCUCUGUGGACCCUGCGCAAGGGGGGUGUAGGGGGUAGCUACACAAGAAUGAAUAAUCAAUAUAUUAGAAAGUUAAAAUGUUUUGCAGUCACACCAACUCAUUUUUAUUUUAUUUUAUCACAACCCUAAGCAUUUAUCCAACUCCCAAGAAUCCAAGCUAUUUUGUUCUUCAUUAAAUUAUCAACACACACACACAGUUACACCUACACAUAAAAAUUCAUAUUACACAAGGUGGGAAGGGGGGAAAUGGAUUGAGGUAGUAAUAAACAGAGACCUACAGCAAGUGAUUAAGUGACAAAGACUUUUGGCUCAGAAUAGUAGGGGUGAUUCAUCCUUGGACAGACAUUCUGCAAAACAUGCAAAAAUGGGAAUUGCUGGGGGAGGGACUUCUCCACCUCCAGCACCCAAGGGUCCAAGCUGCUGCAGUUUUGGUGUACACCACUGACUGUCAAUGCUGUGAGUUUUGCUUGUGCCCACCACCUGCUUGGAAGAGUGUGGACUGAUUCCAGGACCCCAGUUUCCUCAACCAAUUAUCCUCACUGUCUUAAGUGGACAGCGACGACCAUCUUUUUGGAAGGGGCAACUCUCCUAUGCUGUAGGGGGGUGUACAACUUGCUGCUGCUGCUUGCCAAGGUUUCCAAGUUGCAAUUAAAAUUUAAAAUAUUUACAUCUGCCUUGCUGCUCUGUCGUUCUUCCUUGGCCUUCCAGUGUUCCUCUAAAUAUGAGGUUUUCAAAGGUGCUCCUUACGUGCAGUUUCACACUGAGCAGAGUGCACACUGGGCUUGUCUUGCAAAGCCAAGAAUAGCUUGUGUCUGGGUUGUUUUGUGGCUGCUCGUGUAAUAAGAGCACACAGCCUGGAAGUUGGGGCAGCCCUCCACAGCAAGUGAGAAAGAAGUCUGUAAUAUUAAUGAGCCCAUUUUCCGGCUGAGUGCGAGUACUGAAAGUUACAAAAUACUGCUCUUUGUGAAUGCUAUUACCAGCGCAAAGGGCCAGGGUUAGAAAGCAUGACAUUUUUUCUUUGGGAAAAGCUGCUGGGAGAUGUCUUAAAGGUAAAGGUAAAGGGACCCUUGACCAUUAGGUCCAGUCGACUCUGGACUCUAGGGUUGCGGAGCUCAUCUUGCUUUAUUGGCCGAGGGAGCCGGCGUACAGCUUCCGGUUCAUGCGGCCAGCAUGACUAAGCUGCUUCUGGCGAACCAGGGCAGUGCACAGAAACGCCGUUUGCCUUCCUGCCGGAGUGGUACCUAUUUAUCUACUUGCACUUUGACGUCCUUUCGAACUGCUAGGUUGGCAACGGGAGCUCACCCCAUCGCGGGGAUUCGAACCGCCAACCUUCUGAUCGGCAAGUCCUAGGCUCUGUGGUUUAACUCACAGCGCCACCCCGUCCCUGGGAGAUGUCUUAAAAUCCAUCAAAAUCCAUCGCUCUAAACAAUUUCCUUGUGCUUGGGGCUCUUUUAACAAGCCUGACUGUUGAGUGUGUUAGCAAUAUCAUCCCUGAAAAGAGCUUUGGCAUACGUAUUGUUUGCAUCACCUUGAGCCAAUAGGGAACAUUAAGGGCGAAAAUCGAACAGACCCUAUUUGUACACAAAAUGAGUUCAUUCUGCAGCCAUAGCAAUUCCAAAUUGCUGCCCCCAUAAUUCCAAGAGGUAUGGUUCAGGUGACCUGGCCAAAUUUGACCAUCAACACAGGAUUUGUGUUCCCAUGCUCCCUCGUUCCCCUCCAUGGUUGCUGUUCCUAUAGUUUCGUAUAACAACCAAGUCCAAUAAAUUAUGUUUUGCACAAACUAUAACUUGCUUCCAAAGCAGGGAUGGAAAUCUUGUUUAAAUGCUGGUUUCCAAUACUGCUUUAGGGACAAACUUUGUACAGUGCAAAUCAGGAAGUGAAAAAGAGUGUAAAAGAGGAAGCAUGUGUUGAAGUGUUUACACAUGCACAUCAUAGUUUGGUGAUGAUAUCUGAAUUGGGGUGUGUUGUUUCCUUUAUCGUUCUUUACAAUAAAAAAAAUCUCAAAGCAACUUGACAAAAAUAAAAUACAACUCAUAAAAGCUAUUCAAAGGCUGAAAAGAAAAGGGGGGAAAAGCAAAAUACAGAAUACAUAAAAUGCCCAUCUAGCAGUAUGUUAAUAAGGAUCAAGGAGGGAGGAUAUUAGGUUUACAGCGUGUUACAGUCUAAGAGAAAAUGUUAUGAAAAUGCUCUGUCGGUAGCCAAACUGGCCAAAAUGUAUAAGAAUAGAUCUGAAACUUGUUGGAGAUAUAAAAAGGGGAGUGGUUCAUAUAUGCAUAUGUGGUGGGAAUGUGAAAAAAAUCAGAGCGUUCUGGGACAUUGUAUAUAAUGAAUUUUAAAAGAUACUCAAAUUCCCAUUCACAAAAAGAGCAGAGGCCUUCUUAUUAGGGAUAAUGUCAGCUGAAAUCAAGAAAGAAGUAAGACCACUCUUUAUGUACGCAACAUCUGCAGCCAGAAUUCUGGUCGCAAUGAAUUGGAAGAGUGAAAUUACACCUACAAAGUCAGAAUGGCAGGUAAAAAUGACAGACUACAUCUAAUUGGCAAUAAUGAUGGGGAGAGUUAGAGGGUACUCAAUGCAGAGGGUGAAUAAAGAAUGGAUAGUAUUAAACGAAUACUUGAAAAACUACAAUAGCAAAAAUCUCCUGGCAGACCUUGAAUGAUUCUUGCAAUGUAUAGAUAAUAAACUAAAGAAUUUUUCUCUGAAGGAAAUUAAGGAAACAAAGUACAAUAACACGAUACUGUGUAAAAAAUAGCAAAUGAAAUUCAAUUUUUUGAGAACAAUUGGAAGUUUACUUUAUCUUUAUUAUUUAUUCUUCUUCUCUAUUUUUCAUUAUAUUUUUCUUUUUUCCGUGUAGUGUAUGUGCAUAAAUUGUAAUAUGGUAAAUUGCUGUGUAAAUAUGUGAUGAAUGUUUAAUAAAUAUUUAUUUUAAAAAAUAUUUAGAAAAUAAAAUUUAAAAUAAAAUAAUAAGGGCCAAGCCCACUAAAAGGUAAGCGCCACCAUAGAAGGAAGCAUUAAUUAACUAGUGGUGUAGUGUGGUGUAGUGGUUAAGAGCGGUUGUCUCGUAAUCUGGGGAACCGGGUUCGCGUCUCUGCUCCUCCACCUGCAGCUGCUGGGUGACCUUGGGCCAGUCACACUUCUUUGAAGUCUCUCAGCCCCACUCACCUCACAGAGUGUUUGUUGUGGGGGAGGAAGGGAAAGGAGAAUGUUAGCCGCUUUGAGACUCCUGAAGGGGAGUGAAAGGCGGGAUAUCAAAUCCAAACUCUUCUUCUUCUUCUUCUUCUUCUUCUGAUGAUGAUGAUGAUGACUUGGGAAAACACAAAGGUCUUAGCCUGGUGCCUAAGAACUGCCAGAGAUGGCACCAAGCACAUCUCCCUGCCUGGAAGAGCAUUCCACAGACAGUAGUCACUACUGUUACACUCUGACCCCUUGCACACAUACGUGAAAUGAGUGUAAAUGGGGAGCAGCCGCAGAAGUGAGGGGAGAGGCCUGAAGAGCCUCAACAAAGUCCUACUGUGCCUCUUGCUCGUGAGGAGACCCUCCCCAGAACCCGAAGGGGACGUCCUCUUUGGGGAGGGAGGGUCUCAGUGAGCCAGAGACUUGUUGAGGCUGUGCUCAAUAAAGUCCCUCUACCUAUCCGGGGUGUGUGAGCCGGAGGCGCAGUGGACAUUCCUGCUAGCAGCUGCUAUGUGGGAAAGCGCAGCAGCUAUCGCUGUUACUUUUAUGCGCAUCAGCUGUUAGCUGGGAGGCUGAACAAAGCCCCGCUGUGCCUCUGGCUCACAUGGAGACCUUCCUAGGAGCCCAAAGAGGACACCCCCUUCAGGCUUCAGGGAGAGUCUCCUUGCAAGCUGGAGACACAGUAGGACUUCGUCAAGCCUUUGCAGGCCUCCCCUCCCUCAACCUCUGGGUUUCUGGGGCUGUUUGUAUGCACAGUCGCAUGUGAAUUAAAUGUGCAUAAAUUGGGGGGCGGGGAAUGCCUGUAUAUAUUUCUGAAGGCUGGGUAAUGUGUAUAUGGCUGAUGCUGAUUUUUUUAAAAAAAGUUUUAUUAUCUGGUUGAAAUUCGUAACCUUUAUAUUUUUGUGUUACUUUCUCUAGGAAAUAGAGGAUCUUCGGAAACAGGGUGAAAUCAUACCAGAGUUGAUGACAGAAUGUGAAACAGUAUCUGAGAAAUUGCAGGUAUGAAUGGUUAUUAUUAUUCAGUAUGUAUUUUCAGUUUUAAAAGGAAAAUUAUACUCCACUUAAGACCUAUAGCCAGAAUGUUUAUGUUGGAGAAACUGAAGCGUAUGAUUCAUGCUGGAUGAGGAUGGCUCAGGUAGAGAUGUGAAGGUGUUGGGAAAAUGAUUUCCUCUUAACUUUUAUCCAGUUUUCCCUCUUGGUCCUCUGCUCCUCUGGGGUCAUGUCAGGAUAAUGCUGCUUGCUUGCUUGCUUGCUUGCUUGCUUGCUUGGAGAGCCAAGCAGUAAGGAAGUAGCCACAGCGUUUUCCCUUCCAUUCAUGAAUGCAAGUUAUUGUAGUGCAGGUAUAAUCAUAACACAGAUGGAAAAUAUUAAGACACCUUAACUGCUCAGGCCAACAGCACAAUAACGGCUUAGUGCAAUGGUGUCUUCGCAGGACCUGUCAAGGAAUGAGCGCUCUAGUAGGAGGAAGAAGUGGACUCCCUGAUCACAGGUCUCUAAAAGUCACCUUGAGAACGGACUCAAAGCAGCCUAAGGGAACCAGGGAAUAACUGCAGUACAACCAAAUCAUAAAUUCAGGCUUCCAUUUAUUUAAUCGCAUUAGUGUGCAAUUGGGUAGAAUACCACCUCCAUGCUUGGUGUUCCUUAUCUCCAUAAAAUAAAAGAACUGGAGAAAUGGGCGUAGCUAGGAUUUAUUUGGGAGGGAGGGAGGCAGAACCGAGUAAUCUGUGAUGCAAUUGGUCAGUUAAAUAUUUUGAUUUAUUUACUUUAUUUAUUUAGGGGGCAGCUGCCCCCCUGCACUCCUCUGGCUACACCCAUGGCUGGAGACAUGUUUUUCAAUAAAAGCAGUAUGUUCAGGGAGGGGCCUGGAUUACUCAAGGGAUGAGAGAGCCCUUGGUGCUAAAGUCCUAGUUGCUAUCCUGUGCUGCUGGCACUCCACUGACUUACCCGUCUUCUGCCUUGGAAGCUCAAGCCUAUAGAAGGUGUACCCUGUUUCACAAUUUAGGAACGGCUUCAUCUGUAAAUCUUUCAUCUCAACCCAUGCAUCAUGAAUUUGUUGAGGAGAGGCAACAUGGGACUCUAUCCUCUGGGGCAAAGCAUUUCAAGUACAGUGGUACCUCGGGUUACAUACGCUUCAGCUUACAUAUGCUUCAGGUUACAGACUCCGCUAACCCAGAAAUAGUACCUCGGGUUAAGAACUUUGCUUCAGGAUGAGAACAGAAAUCGUGCUCUGGUGGCGUGGCAGCAGCUGGAGGCCCCAUUAGCUAAAGUGGUGCUUCAGGUUAAGAACAGUUUCAGGUUAAGAACGGACCUGCAGAACGAAUUAAAUACUUAACCCGAGGUACCACUGUACAGGCUUAUAUUGAUGAUGUAAACUCCAUUGCUAGGGAACUUAAAGAUUAUUAUUAUUAUUAUUAUUCUCACUGUCUUGCUACACAUUCAGCCAGGGAGACUCCAGAUAUUUCUUUUUCUUAUUUUUUUAAAAAAAUGACAUUGAUUUCCAGAACGAAACAAUCUCAGUUCCCAGGCGCUGUUUUGUCAGGUUGUAUUUGUGGACGGGUGAGCCAGGACCCAAACCAACUUCAGAUAAUGUUUAGAACAAAUUCUGAAGCGCUAGCAAUGGCAGUAAUAUAUGCAGAGCAGGGCACAUAAAUUCCAGCCAAAAGCUGCCCAAAGUGACCUCAUUCAAGGCAAAGCAUCUCUUCCGCAUCCUUCUGUGAAGCAGUCAGAUUAAAAUAAUAGCCUUUCCCCUGACAGAGUUUGCUUGCAGGUAGGUUUGCAAUGGACACAAUAAAUAAGAGAUGCAGCGAUGGGGCAGGUGUGGGGAGGGCCUUUGCUCUUUUUGUUAUUGUUGAGACUUUAAUGUAACUUUUUUUUUUUUUUUAAGGCUGCUGAGAAAAGGAAUAAAGACCUGGAAGAGAAAGUCAGAGCUCUAAGGACAGAGGUGGAAGAGAGCAAACACAGACAAAACAACCUUAAGACUGAGUUACAGACUUUUUUAGACGUACUAGAUGGAAAGAUUGAUGAAUUGCAUGACUUCCGGCAAGGACUAUCUAAACUGGGAGUUGAUAACUAGGGAAUAGCAACAUAUAUCUUUUUGUAAACUAACAUUUGGUGGGUGUGCAUUUUAAUCCUAAAUGUCUGUUCCACAAAAAAAUAACCAGAGUAUUCUUCUUGUUUGCAAUGUGAUUUGUACAUAGAAUUUAAAAAUUUAAUGGUUCUCUCCCCCACUACCCAUUCUUCCUUUUCUUUCUUUUCUUUCCAAAAAUUGUUGUUGACUUUUCUUUUUUAAGGUAGAGCUUUGUUUAUCUUGCUGCUUCUGGACUUGGAGGGUUUGUGAACAGGUGGGGGAGGGUUCUUGCCUCAGGAAAAUGGAACUAGACCUACCUUAAAAUGAAUAUGCAUUAGUUGUUGCAGGGAAAUUUCUAUCUUAAGGGCUGCUGCAACCAUAGAAACAGGAAGUGAGCCUUUUCCUAAUCUUGAUUAUCAAGCCCUUGCAGUUUUAUUUGUGUGUGUGUGUGUGUAACAGACCACAGUGAAGAUGAGAGGAGAUGCUUGCAAUUUGUCCAUGGGCUUGAAAAAGAGAAGUGCACUUGGGAGCAGCCAUUGGCAGGUAGAGAAAUAUUCUUUUAGUAGAUGCUCAUGGCCUUAGGAUCAAAUUGUGAAGCCUCAUUUGAAGAAUUCAGUGGUGGCUUUUUUAAAAAAUAAAUAAAAAUACCCACGAGGCCUUUUCAUACAGAAUUUGCCAUGUUCAACAAUGUGCAUUUGAAAUCGGUGUAGAAAUCGCAAUGUGUUCAGGUGUGGCCCUUUGCACUCCUGGUAGAAUGGACGUGGAGGUAGUUACCCAAAGUGGGUUGGCGGUUUCCAAGCCUUUGAGGGUGUUUAGAAAUGCAGAUGUUGCACAUUAAGCCAUUUGAAUGCCGGGGAAAUGGGCUCUCUUCCUAGGAUCCAGGGUCAGUUCACUCCCGGAGCAAAGGAUGUUAAGUAGGGAACGAACCUCAGGCCCAGGAGUCAAAUGCCUCUCCAGCUGUUCCUUGGAAGUUCUCCAAUGCCACAUCCCUCACUGGUCCUGCUUUGUACCACAAGUGUUUUUGCCUGGCUGGAAUUUGCCCUUGAACUCUGGCGAUGCCUUUUGCUUCUCCGGAUGGAGAACAGAGCAGGCUGUGUGAGCGUGCAUAGGAACUAACCUGUUACACAGAGGUAAUAUUUACAUUCUUUGCUCCAUCCACUGGCAUGUGGCUCUUGGGCUGGAACAGGUUUCCCAUCCCUGAUGUAAGCAGUUGGCCUUACAAGUUGCUGUCCCUACACUGGCUGGCAGCACCAUUUUUACAUUCAGGAUACAAGUAUUUGUUUUAAAACUAUUUAUGUGCCACCGCUUCACCCAGAGAAACCUCAGACGUUGGUUGCAACAAAGACUUUAAACCAAACUUUUUCAGCAGGGGGCUGGUCCACUGUCCCUCAGAUCUUGUGGGGGGCCGGACUAUAUUUUGAAGAAGAAGAAAAAUGAAUGGAUUCCUAUGCCCCACAAAUAACCCAGAGAUGCAUUUUAAAUAAAAGGGCACAUUCUGCUCAUGUAAAAAACACACUGAUUCCCAGACCGUCCACGGGCCGGAUUUAGAAGGUGAUUGGGCCGGAUCUGGCCCCCGGGCCUUAGUUUGCGUACCCAUGCUUUAAACCAUCUUAAGGAUUUAAAGAGCCUGUUUGAAUAAAAGUAUCAGUGACAUGGAAAUAAAGGUGGAAGCAAGAAAAAGGAGCAGGUAAAUUAUCAAUAAAUGGUUCUGAAUUUCUCAGUUGUUGCCCAAAGUCUGGGCAACGAGAAAAUGUGUUUAAUUGGUGCCAUACUGGCUAUGAGGUUGGUGCCUGAUGCAAAGAUAUUAGAUGCAGCAGCAAAAAGUCACAAAUUGGAGGGGAGGGCAAUGGAAGAGUUGUUGCAGACAGUGGCACUGGUUGCAACUGGGUUUUAGAAUUAAGUCUCCAUCCAAGAGUUCAAGGGGGGGUGUCUUCAAACUAACCAUCAAGACACAUGGCCACCUAAAAAGGAACAUCCUGGGACAUAAACCCACCUUGAAGGUUUCUGCUCUGUCCCCAAAGACCUGCUCUUUAAUUCGGGUGAAUCAAGGCUGGCGGUGGUCACAGCUGGGAUGAAACGAGAAAGUCAUUUUCACAUGCUCCAAAACACUCCCGUUAGCGCCUUCAGCUUCUUUCAGGGCUGAGCCCCUGGAAUUACAAAACAGGGUCCUGGGACAGAGUCGUAUCUCAAACUAAGCUCUGUACGAACCUUCCCAAUCUUGUUGGGCCUUCUACAUGUUUGGGGCUACAUCUUCCAACACCCUGGCUGUGCUAGCUGGGAUGGAUGGGAGUUGUCUAAAACUUCUAGAGGGCACUGGGGAAGGCUGCUGACACAAAUGUCUGUCAGCUACUGAGACUGUAUCACACUGGAAAACACUUCUUAGUCAUGCCCGUUAUGGAUCUUAGUACUGGCAGUUACCUGAACUCACCUCCUUUGCCUGCUAGGCAGAUGUGUGGAAGCUCAAAGGUGCCCUGCCUAACAGUGAGCUGCCUCCUCUUCCAUUUUUCUGCCCUGUGUGUUAAGCGCCUGCGGUGCCUAACUGCUUUUAGAACUGCAGGAGGGAGUUCAACUCAUCAUUCGCAGCGCUCUCUCCUUUUGUGUCUGCCAUUGCAUGGGUGUGCGAUUCAAUUUUCUCUGCUCUUAAUAUAAAAAGCCACCUUCUUACUGAAAAAGCGUUGGACAUAAAGCUCUCAUUUUGGACUGUGUGACUCUCCCGUUUCCUCGUAAGGUGCAAAGUAUGAAGAGGGCAGUUUGCAACAGCUUCUUAGCUGAUGAAACCUGAUCCACUGCCAAAACAGUUAGCUAUUCUUUCUGCUGAUAUAUAUGCAUAUCUAUAUUGCAGUGUGCCAUGGGGUUUUAUGGUGGUGACGGAGUCCGUGAUUACUUGAGAUUUUGCCUAAUGUCAUGGCGGAUGGUGGGCAGUGGAGAGAGGAGUCUGGCUGCCAUUGGGUGAGCUUCUCAGAUUCUAGAGAGGCAGGGUUAGCAGAUGGGCCUAGGGAAGGAGGUUCAGAGUAGUGAGUGGUCCACAGAGAGGCGCGAGGCACAAGGAUCUGAAUGCACAAGCAGAGUUAACAAGACAGAUCUGAAAUAGCAAGCCAAGCAUUUGGCUGCACCCAAAGCACACACCUCUCCUUAAUUUUUGCUUCCUUUGGCUCCUAAGAGCAAAGCCCUCUGCUCACCAGUAAACCUUUCCCACUGAACUCCUUGGAACCAAAUUUCCUGCCCACUCGCCCACCCCAUGCCUCUAAUCUGAUUUCUCGCUGCUUUAAGCCUACGCCUAACCCACUUUCCCCUUCUUCCACAAUUCACAGGCUCCUGAUCCAAGAUCACAAGUAUUAUCUGUGCAGGUGCCGGUGAAGGGCUGGGUUCAGAUCUUCUCAUUCAGGUCAGAGCCAGGUGACUUAGGUGUGUUAGGCUGAGCUGAAGCCGUGAUGAGGAGCAUGUGGGCAGCACAGGUCAAGGCCAACAGGGUGACAGGGCUGGCCUUCUGUGCUAUGCCCUCUUCUUUGCCAAUUAAAACACAGAGGCAGUUCUUUGCCAGGAGCAAAGUCUUUGACAUUUUAGAACUGAAAACAGGCUUCUAUAAAACCUACAGCUGCCGUAAAUGACACCAAGGCUGCCUUGUAUUUUAUUUUUAUUUUUUACAAAAAUCAUUUAAAGGCCUGUGUUUUUACACCCCAGCCUCUUCCUUAGUCUACCAUCUGCUGCACUGGUUUUGUGUAGUGGUGAGUUGGCCAGGAGAGAUGGCACGUUUGUUGUGCUAUUAAGUUGGCUCUGUCUUCCCAGAAAGUGGGGCUGUCCUAGCAGUAGUCAGAAGAUUUCAAGAUGUUGAUCAUAGAUAUUUUCUCCUCUUUUUGAAGUGACUACAAACCAGAUCAUUUGGGAUCAAGUGGGGCUUAGAACCAUUGCUCAUUGGUAGAGGGCAUGCAAUGAUUUCAGCUUCAGUGCCCAGCAUUUGCAGCAGGUUAUGGUAACAACCACUCUCCCCUGGGGAACCUGGAGAAUUGUCAGUUGCAUUCAGUCAGUCACUAUUGGCUAAAUGAACAAAUAUUCUGAUAUAAUAAGGCUGCAUCUUCCUGUACCCCGAAUCUGGUUCCUAAAGCAAUUUGGGGGAGCCUCAGGUGCUGCUGCCAUAUCUUAUUCAAUGCUUGCUCCCAAUUUAAAAAAUAGCAAGAAGGGUCCAUACUAGCAUUGUGUUUCCCUGAGGACUUUGCAUGGCAUGCCUGGAGAUGGGUAAGAAAUUUGAUUCACUUCAUAUUUGAAUGUGAAUGAAGCUACAUAAUUUGCACUAUCCAGAUACAUAAAUUGAAACACAAUCAUCUUUUGGAAUGUACGCAUUUCUGAAUUUUGCAAUGCUGUUCUACAGCCAAGUAAUGGCCAGGGUAAAGUGAAAAUAAUGAUGUAUACAAAAAAAUUACGAUAUUUGGGGAAAUUGCUUUGCCAAAACGUGCGUUUUAUGGGAAACUGCAUACAAGUAUAUGUACAUAUUGAGAGAAAUUUGCACUAAAAUGCUGGUGAACUUUCAUGAGGAAGUGCAUUUCUCAAACUGAUGUGGAGAACUGGACUUAAGACUGGAUAAACAAGAAAUUCAGAGUUACCAAAAUUCGGAGGAACCUAGUCAUGCCUCAGCAGAUUUAUUUGCAUAACUGAAUGGAUUUCUAACCAGACUUUCAGGGGGCAUUGCCCUCACAAGAUAGUUUGCAGAAUAAAUUUAAAGUGCAUAAAGUGAGCAUAAUAGCCAAUGGUCAACAAAUACAAUACAAUUGGCAUUGCAAUAUCAUGAAUUUAAAAUCAACAACAAACUUUUCCCAAGCACAGCGUAAACAAAGGCAGACUGGAAUCAAAAUGCCCAAGAGCUGCUUUCACGCAUAGCAUUACUUCAUGCGUUGCACGGUACCAGUUAGUUCCAUUUGGACCACCACCAGUGUGGCUAAGCAAGGGCCGAUUUGGUUCAGCAACAUGGAGCCCAGAUCAAAGGUAGUAGAGAAGAAGACAUCAAAGCAUCCCCACAGUUGGACCUGGUGUGGACCAUCCAAGCCUAUGAGACAUCUGGAGCCUGAAUGCUGAAGACACCCAGCACUAAAAGGUAAAGGGACCCCUGACCAUUAGGUCCAGUCGUGACUGACUCUGGGGUUGCGGCGCUCAUCUCGCUUUAUUGGCCGAGGGAACCGGCGUACAGUUUCCGGGUCAUGUGGCCAGCAUGACUAAGCCGCUUCUGGCGAACCAGAGCAGCGCACAGAAAUGCUGUUUACCUUCCCGCCGGAGUGGUACCUGUUUAUCUACUUUGACAUGCUUUCAAACUGCUAGGUUGGCAGGAGCAGGGACCGAGCAAUGGGAGCUCACCCCGUUGCGGGGAUUUGAACCGCCAACCUUCUAAUCAGCAAGUCCUAGGCUCUGUGGUUUAACCCACAGCACCACCCACAUCCACCCAGCACUACCAGUCUUCAAAACCACACCUAAGACCACCCAGGUUAGAUAAGCUAGGGAGAUUGUUGGGGAGCAUGUUAUACCCACAAAAUACUCAUUCUGUUCUCGCUACCUUAUCCUAAAUUACAAGCCUCAAAACCUGCUAUAUCUGGCAACCUGGUCAGGAAAAUGAAACUUUAGACAGUUCUCUCAUCCAGGAUUAACCCCUCGGUGGCUGUCAAUUUUCCAUUUAAUGAUCUGGCACUCCAAAGCACCAUCUUCAGACCGGGGGUGAGGGGUGGGCUAGCAAUUUUGAAGAAGUUAUUGUCUGAAAUACUGUAUGCUAUGUUCAGUAGUAAUAAGAUACCUUGAGUCAAAAAGGGUUAAAGAACGCUGGGGUUGUAUCCAAGGCUCGCCUUGCUCAACGUAGACCGACUGAAGUUAAUAGACAUGACUAACUUAGGUUCAUUCAUUUCAGUGGGUUUACUCUGAGUAGGCCUUAGUUGGCCACAACCCUCUGCAAAUAUGCUUGAUAUAAAUAUGUAUACUGUAUUCUGUUGGUGGAAGAAGUGUUGAAUGGAGUUUGUAGAAUGGCUAGCCAGUAUGACAUUUUACUGUGAUAAAAUGAAGAGGUAGAAAUUAACUUUUAAAAUAUCAAGGUGCCUAUAUAUGCAUAUAAAGUUUAUAUGCAUAUUUGUAAACAAUUGAUUGAUUACUAGAUUGCUUCUUUCUAUUGCUUUGGCUUCUUAUACCCCUGGUCUUAAGGACGCUGAACCAGUCUGUAGGUAAAUCCCAUGGUUCUUUGGACUGUACCAUUUCACAUAAGGGGGGGGGGUGUUUGUGUGAAGGCUGCUUUUACUAUGGGAAAGGACUCAAAUGGGGAUAGUCACGCCAGCUGUGGUUUUGAAAUGGAACUACCCCCAAAGCUCUGUACUAUGUGUUUCAUCUGUACCUAUAGAUUAUUCUAAUUACCUGGAUGCAACUUUCCAUCGAUUCCAGUGGUGCUUUCACAAAAGUGUGCUUGGGAUCAUAACCUGAGGGCUGCUUCAUGUAAAUUGCUGGACUGGGGCAAAAGACUAAUUUCUGGGAUCUGUUAGUAACCCACUCUAAUGAUGACAACCUUACCACUUUGUGAAAAUCGUGCAGACACACCCCUCUUUUAAGGGAUGAAAAUAUAUCUUGUGGAGAAACUGGUGCACAAUGACAAGUUCAGUUUGCAAUAAUCAUUAUUUACUCAUUUAUAUGCUGCUUACAAGCCAACAUGGCUUCUAAGUGGAGUAUGUAGCCAUCUGCAGUCUUGUAACUUGUUACAGUGCAACCAGAGUAGCUGGAUGGAUGUGUGCCAAUGACUUGAGAUCACUGUUGGCAUUUAUAUAUGUAGCUCUUCCUGAGGUGUUCAAUGCGCUUCAUGUAACAUCAUCAGAGUAAUACUUGCAACAACCUUGGGAGGGAGGUUAGUAUUGCUUUCCACCUAUUGUAGAAGGAGGAGAGGUAAAGGUGAAGGGACCCCUGACCAUUUGGUCCAGUCAUGACCGACUCUGGGGUUGCGGCACUCAUCUUGCUUUACUGGCCGAGGGAGCCGGCAUACAGCUUCCGGGUCAUGUGGCCAGCAUGACUAAGCUGCUUCUGGUGAACCAGAGCAGCGCACGGAAACACUGUUUACCUUCCCAUGGGAGCGGUACCUAUUUAUCUACUUGCACUUUGACGUGCUUUCAAACUGCUAGUUUGGCAGGAGCAGGGACCGAGCAACGGGAGCUCACCCCUUUGCGGGGAUUCGAACCGCCGACCUUCUGAUCGGCAAGUCCUAGGCUCUGUGGUUUAACCCAGCUGCAUUUAAAUCCAAGGGUGCUUCUGCAACCAUAGCUCAUGCUUUGUGACAAAGCUUUGACACCGGCACUGUACAGUACACAGCAUAGAUGUGGCCACCUGGCCUUUGUAGCAUUUGGAAGCAUUGAUAGCAAGUUCAUAUCAGGUGCCAUAAUUGAAUGGAUUUGUCCCAGUGUGGCAGGACUGGAUACCUUAACUGGGCAUUUGCACUGCAUACAGACAGGGCCAGCUCCAUCAUUGGGGAGCUGUCCCAUGGGCCCUGAAGGCUUUGCCUUGGAGACUCUCAGCCGCCAUCUUGGAUUUCUGACAAUACCACAAAAGUUGAGUCAUUUAACGGCAUUGUGGGGAGAACUGGCUGCCAUCACAAAUAGCGAAACUCCCAGGGACAAAUUAUCCUAGCAGGUCUCAAAAAGCUCUUUGCUUGAGACUUUGGAAGGCUGCUGGUCUGAGUGAGCAUCAUAUGCUUCAACUUUUCAACUUUUGGUUUGACUCUUGUAGUGGCAACAAGUAGUGGGUUGGCACUUUUUGGAUUCCUGUAGUGAUUCUGGGCUAUUGAAGCUGUUAUCACCUUAAAUGGAUCUGGAAUGUGAGGCCAUGAUUCUAAGCACAAUUCCUUAGAAGUAUAUUUCAUUUUAAUGUCAUGGCCAUGAUCCAAUACAGUUCUGGGCACAUUUUAGCCCCCUGAGUUUGACUUAUUAUGGCUGAUAGCACACAAGACUGCCCCCAUGUCACUUAGGAAACGUGGUGUGAGUUAUUAAAAUGUUUUGAGUUAAAAUGUAUCUGGGCAAUUAAGGGAAUUAACUUGUGUUUUCUGUUUUCUAAUACCGGCUAGCAAUAAUUUUAUUUCAGCCAUAUGCCAACCAAGAAGAAAUAUUGUCCCCCUUAAAAGGUACAAACAGAUAUCCUAAGUCUUGCACAAUUGUCUUCAAUUUGAUGCAUGUGUGUGUGUGUGGCAGAGAGAGGGGGAGGUCAGUUGACAAUACUAGAAAAAAGCAUUUUGAAUUUAUUAUGCUACAGAUUGUGAUACAUUCUGAAAUUGAACGUUGAUGUACAGAGCACUUUUAAGAACUGAAAUAUAUUCUUCCCUUCUAGUUCACAAAUACGAGAGUAUUUUAGUGCGAUAUUGCUAUACCAAAUGUUCUAAAAGUAAGAUGAGCCUUUAGUACUUUGCAAUAUGUUCUCAUGGUUCCAAGUAAGGUUUAGUGAAAGAUGAAUUAACUGAUUAUAAGAGUGUGGGGAAACAGUGCAGUGAUUAAACUGUAUAUUUUUAUCCAGAUAUAAAAUAUGAUUAAUCAACCUGAAGACAUUAUUGUAGGUUGAUUGGUGUGAAAUUAUUUUUACCUUGUUACUUGUCUGCUGUGAACAAGUCCCCUUUCUCCAUGUCACUGAAUAUUCAGCAAACAUUGAUAUGUGGAAUCUCUUCUGGUAGCAGUAAAUGAUGGUUUUUUUAUAUAUAUAUUUGGAAAAGCAAAACAUUUUUCUUUUAUGAAUUUUCUGUAAUUUUUAUCUGAUUUUAUUGUAUUAUAGAGUCAUUUAUGUCAUAUAUUUAAGUUUUAAAAAAACAACACAAACUUCUGUCCUGACUUGAUAAACUUCCGGUUUUCUGAAUUACACUUUCUUGUUGCUUUGUGUUCUACUUGGGAGAGUUCCCUCUGCCCUUCAAAUAAAAGUCAACCUGGAUAUGAA